AUGGCCAUCUGUUCCAUUUCCCGUACUAACCCCAUCAACCUGCCCGAAAUUCCUAGGCCCAACAUAAACCCCUCCCUGGACAUCUGGUCCUGCCUGGCCUACGCCAACGCGCGCUUUGGAUACCGCCUCGCCAUCGUUGACCUGGCGCCAACACCGGUCAACGCGGUCGCGCCUGCAUCCCCUGCGCCCUUCACACCGGCCGCGCCACCGGAGCUUGAUCGCCUCCUGACCUAUAAGGAGCUGCAUGACCGGUCGGUGGCCGCAGCUGCGGCUCUGCUUGCCGCCGGCGUGCGCCGUGGUAGUCGUGUUGCCGUCAUGCUCCGAAACUCAAGCGAGGUCCUGGAGCUGCACUUCGCGGCAGCGCUGCUUCGAGCUGUAAUCGUCAACGUGAACAUCAAUUUAGCACCGCCUGAGCUGUCGUACAUUCUCCGAGACUCCGAAACCGAGAUUCUCAUCACGCACGCUGCUGAAUUUGGAGCCACGGUUUCUGCAGCACUGGACUUCGCCACCACACAGACACCCAGUACGCAGCAGCUUACUGCUCCCGCUGCGAGCCCACCUUCGGCCGACUUCCACCUCCACACCAUUUUCGUUGUCGAUGAUAGCAGCGCCGCCGCCACCGCGCGGCUACUCGCCAGCAGUGCCGUACGGCGUGGCAGCUUCAUUCAUGUAUUGCCGUACCACAACGCCAUCGCCGCUGCGCUGGCGACCGCGCCGGGCUGCAGCCCGGGGGAAGUGCGCGCCGCUGCCUUCACCGCUGCCGCCAACGCUCCGAAUUCACCAACCUCCGAUUGUACGGCUUCGCCGAGGACUGCCGCAUGUCAAGAUUGGGAUCCUGACGAUCCGUACCACAUGUACUACACCAGCGGUACGACAGGACUGCCCAAGGGUGUCCUGCUGAGUCAUCGCAUCGUGAUGCUGCACGCUAUUGGCACCAUUGCAGAAAUGCGGCUCCACGGCGGCGACGUGUGGGGCCACAUCGCCCCACUCUUCCACCUGGUUGACGUGUUCGCGGUUUACUCCAUCACCUUGGUCGGUGGCCGCCACGUCAUCAUGCGCACCUUCAGCCCCGCGGAUGCUAUCCUCGCAAUUGAGCGCGAGCGCAUCACCGCGACCAACUUGGCGUCCACCAUGCUCACCAUGAUUGCGAACAACCCGCUCCUGCCGCUAGCAAACACGUCGAGCUUGAGGGUGCUCAGCUGUGGGGGAAGCCCACAAUCGCCUGCCAUACUGGCGCGCGCAGUGGCGGCGCUGGGCUGCGAGAUCUUCCUGUCGUACGGCAUGACAGAGGUUUGUGGGAAGAUCUCCAUGAGCAUCCUGCCGUACGGCUGGUGGCGCAGGCACGAACAGGACGCCCCUGCCGCUGCGACCUCCGCGUCCUCCGCGCCUUCCGGGGCCGUCACUGGCGCCGCCACUGGCAGCGGUGCCGUCGGACACGUCGGUGACAUGGCCACCCAGGCCGCCCUCAACCCCUCCCUGGACUUGGCGGUCCUCAGCUCCGCCCAGCUGAUGGACCUGGUGUUCACGUGUGGUCGCCCAUUUGUGCUCAUGGAGGUGCGCGUCGUUGCGGAGGACGACCACGGCCACCAGCACGAUGUGACCCCUGGCUCACAGGAAGUGGGGGAGGUGUGGUGCCGAGGGCCCACCGUCUUUGCUGGCUACUGGCAUCGCGAGCAGGCCACAGCCGAGUCAUUCGCUCCUGGGGGCUGGUUCCGGAGCGGGGACUUGGCGGCUGUGGACGAGACGGGAUACAUCCGUGUUGUCGACCGCAAGAAGGACAUGAUCCUCGUCGGCGGUGAAAAUGUGUACUGCAGCGAGGUAGAGGCCGUACUGCAGGCGCACCCGGCCGUAGCGCAAGCGGCGGUGUUCGGACAGGCGAAUGCGCUGCUGGGUGAGGUGGUGAUGGCGGCCGUCGUGACGCGGCGCGACGCCGCGGCAACGGCAACGUUGGCAGCGGCGGCGGCGGCGGCGGCGGCGGACACAUCUGAGGCUGAUCUGCUGGGAUGGUGCCGCCGGCGGCUGGCGCAUUACAAAGUGCCCGCAAAGAUCCAUUUUCUUGAUCGGCUGCCUGUCACUGGCUCCGGCAAAGUGCUCAAGACAGAGCUCAGGAAGCGCUUCCAGGUCUCCUCGGCGGCCACGGCGGUAGUGGCAGCGGCUUCCGGGGGACUGUCUGCCGCUUCCUCGGUCAGUUCGACCGCCCCACGGGUCAUUCCGCCGCCGCUGCCGUUGCCAUCGCGCCGGUCGCCGUCGCCUGAAGUCGCCGAGGAGUCGCUGGCGGCGCCGGCGAUGGGAGUGGAGACGCUUCGCCUCGCAGCAGCCAUCUGCGCCGCAUUUGCACAGCCAAUGACGCCAGCGAGCGCCAGCGGCGCCACUGGCACUGGCGCUGGCGCUGGCGCUGGUGCGCGCACUGUCGGACCGUACGGCAUCCGCGGUCUCCCGUUAUCGUCGCUGCAUAACCUCUCAAACCGAGACGUAACUUACACAAUCGUUCUGCCGCCUCCGCCGCCAGCAGUGCCCGUUCGAGGUGCCGCGGCUUACAGCGAAACGACAAGUGACGCUCUGGCCAGGGCGCUGUACGGCGGCGCCCGCCAUGUUGUCCUGAUUGUUCCCGGACAGCCGCCAGCAACCCUUGGGCUACAAAUCGGAACCGUUUCGCGUUUUCACGCUGGCGUGGACGUCCGAACGGUAGCGGUGGAUCCGCGCGCGUGUCUGACCGACCCACGGGUCAUUCGCUUUGCCGUGCUGUCAUCGAAGCGUGGCAUGCCGCCGCUAGGAGCGGUUGCCGCAUUCGCUGUCCGUCGGGACUCCCUUGCGCCGGUGGUAAUUGACCUAGUGGCGGCGCGCAGUGCGGCGGCGGUGGCGGCAGACGUGAUCCCGCUUGAGGUACGGCAGCUGUACGAUGCCGUACGGCGGGCGGUACCGAAGCUCCCCAUCGUGCCACACCUCAUGGCGGAUGGAACUCAGAUGCGUCCUCUGGCGGCGGAUAAGCCGCUCGUGCUCCCAUGGGCAGCAAAGGUGGGACCAUUCACAGAGACUCCAGUUCCUCCUGGUGCUGCUGCUGUUGCGACAGCUGCUGCCGCCGCCGCCGCCGUCGCCGCCACCGCCGGCGGCGGUGGUGAUCUGACACGUGCCGUCGCCUCAGCGCUGUCCGCUGGCGCCCGCCGGCUUGUCAUCGUUACGUCGGACCUUCCCAGCGAUUCUCUUUACUCGGAGUGGUCUGCCGUACAGCACAUCGCUUCCGCCACUCCCGGCAAUGUGCGCCUGGUGGCGCUGCCCCGCGGUGCCUUGCACAACGCCCAGCUGGCACGUUACUGUAUCCUUUCCGCGACUCGUGACCUUGGCUCGCUAUCCGGUAUCCUUUUUCCAGCUGCUGUAGAAGGUACUGCUGCUACUGCGGUUGCUGUUGCAGCUACUGCGGCGCCGGCUGCGGCCGUUCCUACCUCCUUUCCCGCCGCCGCCGCCGAAGCAGCGGCUCUGUCGCGGCCGUCCGUGACAAGCGUGCUGGCGGAGGUGGUAUCUGAGGUCCUGGGCAUGGCGUCGCCGCCGCCAGGUGCGAUGCCACUGGUGUCCGCUGGCUUAAACUCCUCCGCUGCCGUGCAACUGGUUUCUCGAUUGGAGGACAGGCUGGGGGUACAGCUGCCGCCCACACUCGCUUUCGAUUACCCCACCCUGGACGAGAUGGAGGUCUUUCUCAGGGGCAUUGACGGCGGCGAAGACGCCGCCUCAGCGCCGGCGACGCCGGCGGCGGCUGAAUCCGCUGCCGCUGCAGCAACCCCACCCUCCAAGGACCAGCUCCUCCCUCGCGUCCUGCAUAUCGUACGGGAGGCACUUGGCGGAGCCGCCGCGCCGAUGUUGUCGACGGACACGCCGCUCAUGGCCGCCGGCGUCAACAGUACCGCCGCCGUCGGCGUGACCAACGCACUGGAGGCCGCCUUCGGGGCGCAGCUGCCACCCACGCUGGUGUUCGAUUACCCGACGAUUGAAGAGAUUGCGAACUUUUUGGCGCAAGCUGGCGGUAUCACGGUUGCCGACCAGCAGCAGCCCCAGCCGCCAGCUCCGCCGCAUCCUCCAGUCGCAGCACCUUCGUCGUCAUCGUCGUUGUCGCCGCCGCCGCCGUCAUACGACGCCCAAGCCGCGGCGGCGUCACGCGUACGGGAGGUUGUGGCGGAGGUGCUCGGCGGCGCAGCGGCAACGCGUCUGGCUGAUGAUACCCCUCUGAUGGCUGCAGGCCUCAACUCCUCCGCGGCCGUACAGCUCACUUCCUCCCUGGAGCGAUCCCUUGGCGGCGUCCAGCUGCCGCCUACCCUGGCCUUCGACUACCCCUCCAUCGCCGCCAUCGCCGAGUACCUGGCCACUUCCGGCGUCAUCCCGGCCCCACCCACACAGCAGGCCGCCGCUGCCACCAUCGCCGCUGCUGCGCCCCCUCCAUCAUCUCUUGCAACGCCUCCGCGCAGCAUGAUGGCCUCAUCCCGGGAGGCGCCGGGUCCGCCCGGGAGGGCGGCUUCUGUUUGGACAGCAGCGGCGGCGCCUACUGUGACCCGUGGGUCGGCUGGAAGUGGUGGCGUCAACGGGAAUGUGUUGGUCAUCACGGCGGCUGCUAGUCGCGCCCCUGACGUCGAGGCCUGGGACCCGACACCGUACGGCAUCAGCCGCGCUGAGGCCGUACUGAUGGACCCGCAACAGCGGCUAUUGCUGGAUGCUUUUUCCGAGGUCCUCAUUUCUGACCGGGCUGCAGCCGCCCCGUCGCCGGCGUCUGGCCCCACCGCCGCCGCCGCCGCCGCCGCCGCUGCGUCCAUGGGCAUCUUCGUGGGUGUCUCGCAACUUGAGUAUGCCAGGAUGACUUUGGAACAGAAAAUCGACGUCAACGCCUUCUACGCCACCGGCGCCCACCUCUCCGUUACCUCCGGGCGCCUGUCGUACACCUUCGGCCUGCGCGGCCCCGCCGUCACUAUCGACACGGCCUGCUCGUCCAGUCUGGUUGCCGUACACCUGGCGGCGAGGUCGCUGAUGGCAGCCGAGACGGCGACCGCAGCGGCGCUUGGCGUCAACUUGACGCUGGUUAGCAGCUGGACGCAGGCCUGCAACCGCGCCGGAAUGCUCGCUGAGGAUGGCCGCUGCAAGACCCUCGACGACGCAGCCGACGGCUACGUUCGAUCUGAGGGUAUAGGAGCCCUCCUGCUUAGGAUGCUACCGGCAGCUGGCUCCUCAGCAUGCGGCCGCGGCGGCGCCGCCGUUGCCCUGCUGGCCGGCACCGCCGUCAACCAGGACGGCCGCAGCAGCAGCCUCACUGCACCCAACGGCCCCGCGCAACAGGCCGCCAUUCGUUACGCCUUGGCGAGUGGCGGAUGCGACCCGCGGGACGUAUCGUGCCUGGAAAUGCACGGUACCGGCACCCCGCUGGGCGACCCUAUCGAGACGUAUGCCGCCGUCACGGUAUACAUGCGCAGCGGCGGCGCCGCCGCCACCGCCACCACUACUGGGUUGGCCGCGGCGGGCCGGACGGGCCCUGCGGAACGGCAGUCGGGCGAGUCGCUGCGAAUAACCGCCCUCAAAUCGCAUAUGGGCCAUGCGGAGCCCGCUGCGGGGCUGCUGGGAUUGUUACGACUGGGCUGGCAGGUGCAGCAUUUGGCCCCAAAGCCGCUCAUGCAGCUGCGUAACCUCAAUCCCCACCUACAUGCCACCCUGGAACUGGCGAAUUCAUCGGGCCCUUCUGGCGAGCCGUUGGUGCUGCUGCCGCGCGCCGGGGCCCCGUGGGUUACCACCAGCUCAGCGGCACCAGCUACGGAAUCCCUGGAGUCUCUCAUCGCGGGUGUCAGCGCCUUUGCGUUCCAAGGCACCAACGCGCAUGCGGUGCUGGCAUCCGCGCCUCCGUCAAUGGCGGGUGCGGCAGCGGCAGAGGUGGCCCCGCCGACGUGCGAUGCCGCUGCGACGUUCGCGCCCCUCGCGACGGCGACGCGGCACUGGAUUCACCCGGUGCCUCAUCCUCUAGUGGGGGCGCUGUGGACGGCGGUGUCGGAAGCGGGUGGGCGACGUGUUUUGGUGUCCGAGUGCAGGCUGUCUUCCCUGGCGCGACUGGCAUAUUUGCGUGACCAUGUGGUUUCGGGGCGCGCCCUGCUCCCCGCCGCCGCCAUGUUGGAGCUCUGCCUCGCGUCCGCCGCCACCGCCCUUGCCUCAUCUUCAGAAACGGCCGACGUGCAAUGGGGCAUCUCCCAACUCACCAUCCUCAGCCCGGUCAUCCUGCCGCCGCCGACGUCUCAACAAGGCGGCAAUGGCAGCGGCAGCGGCGAUGACACUGUCGUACAGUGUCAUGUUGACACGGCAACAGGCAUGAUGCAGCUUUCGUACGGUGUUGGCGGCAAGGCUGCGGUGCCGUCUUCGGGCGGCGGCGGGCGGCGGCUUGUUGCAAAGGGUACGGUCACUCGAGCUCUUUCCGGCAGCGUCACGCCGCCGACAACCGCUUUUGCCGGUAGCGGCAUGGCUACUCUCCCUGGAGGCACCGCAGCGGUAGUAACCUCAGAUUCGAAGGCCCUGAUACGCCUGAUGCACCUACUUGGCAUCGCUACUGCGGCUGCAGCUACUGCGGCUGCAGCUACUGCAGCUUCCGUCAUGACGGGUACACUGUGCCAAAUUGGCGCCGCAACCGACACGGCCGCCGCCGCCGCUGUGCCGUACGCCGGCAGCAGCGCCCGCCAGGCUCCAGCAGAGGAGGGUUACCUCUCCCGCCCCGCUGACGUCGAUGCUGCAUUCCAUCUGGGCGUGCUACAGCCCGGCAGCGGCGCCAAGAUCCCCGUGGCUGUAGCUUUCUUCACCGCGAGGCCGCGCCGUGCUGGCGCCAUGGAGGGCGGCAUUUGGGCCAGCGCCGCUGCCGGCCAAGCAGGCAAUAGGCAGCUGCCGUCGCCAUCGCCAUCGCCGUCCUCACCACAGCUGCAGCAGCGCCGCUCAGUUAGCAGCUUCUACCUUUGGGAUGCAGAUAGUGAGGAGGGAGGCGCGCCAGCUGUCAUAAUUUGCGGACUGGAAACCGUGGAAAUGCACCGCGGCGCCAGCACCGCCGCCGCCAGCACGGCAGCGACAGCGACAGCGACAGCGACAGCGACAGCGACAGCGACAGCCGCGGAGGAGGCCGACACAGGUCCGGGUGCAACAGCCGCCAGUGAAGAAGCUGUGCCCAGCGCUGCCGAUGCCAUGUACGAAACUGAGUUCGUUGUGGACGAGCCGGCACAAGGUACGGCAUCGGUCAUGGGUACCGAUCUGCUAGCGGCUGCCGCCAUGGCUGCCAGCCCUUCAGUGGAGGUUGUGGCUGGAGCAGGCGGUCGUGUUAGGGAAGGUGGAGAGAACGCCGCGGUUCUGUACGUUGCUACAGAUGGCGGCGCGGCGGCGGCGACCGCUAGUACCUUGAGUUUCCUUCAGGGAGCUCAGAAUAUUCCCACCCUGGAGGGCAUCGCUGGGUCUAUAGUUAGGGGCUCCGCCGCCAGCAGCGCCCGCGUACUUCCGCCCUCUGUCGCUACCGUCGCUACUGCGGCCGUCGACGGCGUCUUACGUACGGCAGCAACCGAGAUCUCCAAUCGUCGCGUGACGCUGACGCUCCGCGCGACGCCGUGUACUGCUGCCGUCUCGGCCGCGGACUUUAUGCAUGGUCAAGACGGAAGUGGCGGCGUGCUGGACGCGUUUGGCAUCGGGCUUCCAGAGGGAGGCGCCGUCGCGGUACGGCAGCUCCGUCACAUCGCCGACGCACCGCCGGCGGGACCAGAGGCUUUCCAGAUCGCCGCCCAGCCGCGCGGCGCCUUCGCCAACCUGGCAAUCUUGCCGACGCCGCUGGCGGCAGACGGUGUCAGCACCCCGUGCGGCCCCGGCGAGGUGGCGGUGGCGGUCAAGGCCGUGGGCCUCAACUUCCGCGAUGUGCUCAACGUUCUGGGCAUGUAUCCGGGAGACCCCGGACCCCCGGGCAGCGACUGCGCGGGCGUGGUGCAGAGCGUAGGUCCUCCUUCUGGUUCCCCCGGACGCGGGGUCGAUCUCGCGGUGGGUGAUGCCGUGUUCGGUCUUGCCCACGGGUGCAUGGGCUCCAGAGCGGUGGGGCCUGCUGCCAUGCUGGUGCCCCUGCCACCGCACGUGACCUUCGCCGAUGCCGCAUCAGUGCCAACGGUGUUCGUUACUGUGGUGGCCGCACUGGAGGCGGCCGCGGGCGUGCGCCGCGGGGACAGGGUGCUGGUGCACGCUGCAGCAGGCGGUGUGGGUUUGGCAGCGCUGCAGGUCAUUCGCUCGCUGGCCGCAGUGCCGUUCGUCACCGCCGGUGGACCCGUCAAGCGCUUGCUUCUGCGUCGUGAAGGCGUCGCUGCUGCCGCCGCAUCCCGCGACACUUCCUUCGUUGAGCCGCUCCUGCUGGCCACAGCUGCAGCUGGCCGCGGUGGCGAAGGGCUUGGGGUUGAUGUCGUGCUGAACAGCCUGACCAGCCCCGGCAUGGUGUCCUCUAGCCUGGCGCUGCUGUCCCGCGGCGGGCGGUGGGUGGAGAUCGGCAAGCGCGACAUCUGGUCGGCCGCGCGAGUGCAGAGCGAGCGGCCCGAUGCGCGCUACGGCCUACUGGCGGUGGACUUCAUGCCGCCGGAGGUCCUGCACACCAAGCUACAACACGUGGCGUCGCUGCUGGCCCACCAAGCCAUCACCCCGCUCCGGAACCUCUCCUACCCGCUGGCAGCAGUCGCCACCGCGCUGCGUGCGCUCGCCCAAGCUACCCACGUUGGCAAGGUCGUGGCUUACGCGCCACCUGCUGCAGCACCUGUAGGACCGACCCACGGGUCUGUCCUGUCGCGCUCGCGAGUACUGGUGACGGGAGGUACUGGUGGCCUGGGCCUGCUGGUGGCGCGAUGGCUGGUGGGCUGUGGAGUCGUGGGCCAUGUGCACUUAGUUAGCCGCAGCGGCCGCGUUGCCGCCGCCGCCGCCGGCGGCGACGAGGGCGCGGCGCUGGCAGGCGUGCUGCUGGGCGGGAGCGGGGUGUCCGUCACCAUGGAGGCGCUGGAUGUAGCUUGCGCAGAGGAUGCCCGUGCGCUGUGGCAUCCGCUGAGGCGGUGUGGCGUUGAGGCCGCAGCUGAGGAGGAGGAGGCUGGGGAAGUGGGGCUCGGCGGCGCUUGUGCUGUCCGCUGUGGCGGCUGGGAUGCUGUGGUGCAUGCCAGUGGCGUGCUGGCGGACGCGAUGCUACCGAGGCAGACCUUUCGUGGAGCGCGGCAGGUGGCUGCCCCCAAGCUCACCGCCGCCCAGCCGCUGGCUUCCGCCGCUGUUGCCGGCUCGCCCCUGAGCCAGCUGGUGCUGUUCUCCUCCGUGGCUUCGCUUAUCGGCGCGGCGGGUCAGGCCAAUUACGUGGCCGCCAACGCGGGACUGGACGCGCUGGCGGAGGCGUGGAGCGAGGCGGGCCACCCCGUCAUGGCCAUCCAGUGGGGUGCCUGGGCCGGCGGCGGCAUGGCCAGUGCGGCCGUCAUAUCCCGACUGGAGCGUAUUGGCCAAGGCGUGCUGCCGCCAGCGGUGGGCCUGGCGGCACUCGCUCACGCGCUGGGCGCCGCGGCCGCGAGCGGCCGCGGCGCCGCCGUACCGCUGCCGUUACCGCCGCCACCACCGGCGGCGCGCGUCGUCACCGUCAACCCAUUCCGCUGGGCCAAAUACCUGUCGCAGCACAGUCGGGAGCACCCGUUGUACGGAAGGUUUUACGGCAAGCGGAAGGUGCAGCCAGCGUCGCCGUCGCCGCUGCCGCUGUCGACGGCUGGAUCACCCGCCGCUGUGGCUGCGGCAGCGGCAGCAGCACAAGAGCCUGCUCGCUACAGCCGGGAGGUGGUGCGGCGGGAGGUGGAGUCGGCACUGGUGGAGGUUUUGGGGAGUGCUCUUCCCGAGAAUGAGCCGCUCAUGUCGGGCGGGCUGGACAGCCUUGGCGCCGUGGAGUAUGUCAACUUGGUGUCGCGGCGGCUUGGAGGAGUGCCGCUGCCCGCGACUCUAAUUUUCGACUACCCCACCACUGCCGCCAUCACGCAAUACUUGGCAGACAAGCUGGCGGCCGCGGCACCGCCAGCGGCGGCGGCGGCGGCGGCCGCUGCGCGCAUGGCGGCGCCGCUGGCGGACGCAGAUGCCGCUGCAACGGACUUGGACUUCGUGCAGCAGUUGGUGAUGGGGUACGGCAUGGGUGACCCUGUGCCGCCGUCGGCGCCGCUGACGCCGGCGGGUGGCGCUGUCUACCCCAAUGUUCCAGCUACCGUUGUCGGGGUCCUUGCUUACGAGAUGGCACCACUGCAAGAAACUGCUGCCGCGGCCGGCGCCGAUGCGGCCUGGAUAGGCAGCGGCCGCCUGCCGAUGUACGACAACAUCACUCCGGUGCCGCUGGAGCGCUGGGACCGUACGACAGUGCCUGGGGAGAACGGCAACAUGGCGAUGCAGUUUGGUGCCUUCCUCGCGGGGGCCGCGGACUUCGACGCUGCCGCUUUCGGCCUGUCGUACAGCGAGGCGAUGGCCAUGGAUCCGCAGCACCGACUCCUGCUACAGCUCGCCGUCUCCGCCAAAAUUUCCGCCGGUAGCACUGCCGGAGCCGCCGUACAAAGCCGUACAGGCGUCUACCUUGGUAUCUCCUGGACGGAAUACCACCGCAUCUGCGAAGCCCAUGGCGCGGUUUCGGGGCCGUACGCUUCGCAGGGUGCCGUACUUUCCGUGGCCGCCGGUCGCAUCAGCUUCCACCUGGGUUUGGGCGGGCCUUCCCUUGCUGUCGACACCGCCUGCUCGUCCAGCUUGGUAGCCGCAACGCUUGCAUACGAGUACCUUAAGGCUUCGGCACCUGGGCCGACAGCACCAGCGGCGGGGCCGCGGACUGCCGCAGCGGCGAGGGAGACAGGAAGUGGAGGGGCGACGGCGCUUGUCGGCGGCAUCAACAUGAUGCUGUUACCGAGUACGACAGCCAUGUUCCAGCGUGCAGGCAUGCUGGCGCAGGACGGCCGCUGCAAGGCAUUGGACGCCGCCGCUGACGGCUACGUGCGCGCAGAGGCCGCCGGCAUGAUGCUGCUGCAGGCGCUCUCUAACGCAGAGCACGCCGCCGGCGGUGCCCGUGCUGGGCAGCCGCCGCCGCCGCCGCUGGCGGUGUUGCUGGGCGCCGCCGUCAACCAGGACGGCCGCAGCAGCAGCCUCACCGCGCCCAACGGCCCCGCGCAACAGGGCCUUAUUCGUGCCGUGCUUCACGCCGCCGAUGUCGCGCCGGCCGCCGUGACGGCGUUACAGAUGCACGGCACCGGCACGCCGCUGGGUGACCCCAUCGAGGUGGGCGCAGCCUUGGAAGUCCUGGCGACUAAGUCAGCGUUGCCGUACGAUCGCUUCCCUGUCACGUCCCCCGACGGCGCCGGCGGCGAUGCCGUGAGGGCACUACAGCUGCUGGCAGCCAAGAGCAUGCUGGGCCAUGCGGAGCCCGCGGCAGGCAUAUCCGGUUUGUGUUUUGCCGUACAGCAGCUCCUGAGUCGCGCAGUAGCACCCAUCCUGCACCUCCGUGCUCCCAAUGCCCAUGUGGUUGCGGCGCUGGAGGCGGCCGCUGCCGUCACCUUGCCGGUGGCCAACAUGCCGCGAGGUCCACAACCGCUACCCUCGCCGCCGUCGCCAUCGCCCGCUGCGUCAGGCGUGGAUGAAAUGGCCGCCAUCUGCGGCGUCAGCGCCUUCGCGUUCCAAGGCACCAACGCGCACGUACUGCUGUCAUCGCGCGGUACAGUGACCUCCGCCGACACCGCCGCCGCUGCCCUCACCGACACAUCUAGCCUGACAGGACCGUACUGGCAGCGCCGCCGGACGUGGGUACAUCCCAGGCCUGACCCAUGGGUCGGCAUGGUGCUAAAUUCCCUGCUUCCCUCCGUCAGCUCCCGCCUGACCGUCUUCGAGACGGAGCUCACGGCCACGCGCCACGCCGACCUCUGGGACCACAGGGUCGCUGGUAAGGCGCUCGUUCCCGCGGCUGCCUUUUUGGAGAUGGCGCGUGGUUGCGCCGCCUCUCUGCUUCUUCAGCCCCAGCAUCAGUACAAGCGGGCUGGCGGCGGCGCUGCUGCUGCAGGCCAGUCUGCUGGUGGAAGUUAUCCCGAGUCCCGAGUCGCUCUGUGUGCCGUGUCUGUGCCUGCACCGUGCGUGCUGCCGGACCUAGGGGACCUGGGGAAGGUGAGCGGCAGCAGCAGCGCCGCCGAUGCCCGGGUUGCCGGCGUGGUGCUGGGCUGCCAGAUCGAUCUCAGCCGCGGCUCUGUGGCCGUGUUCAGCAGCGUCGAGCAGCGUCAUCAUAAUCCGCAGCAGAAGCAGCAUUCCGUGACGGCCGCUUCGCAGCACACGCCGCAGCGCACGCACCUCACAGCCACGGUGCAGGUCGUCCACACGCGUCGUGCGGACGUCUCGGAAACGACGCACCCGAGCGACACUGAUGACGACUGGCAAGGUCUCGCGCGGGCGUCAGGCAGCGGUGCGUCCGGGAGGGCGGCAGAUAUGGACGAGAAAUCGCCUCGCCUCAUCGCCCUGGCGAGUCUGCUGCUCAUAUUCGCGGCAGGCGCCCGCCAGUCGCGGCGCCAGCCGCCGCCGCCGCCGCCGCCGUUGCCAGCCGUAUGUGCCGCCGUCGUCGUGCAAGGCUCGGAAGGCGGCGAUGCCGCAACGGCAGGCCGGCUGCCACCGGCCCAACUGGACUGUGUUCUACAGCUGGGCGCUGUGGCGGCCCUCGAAGGAGGGUGUGACAGCAGCCUUCGCGUGCCGGCUUCCCUGGAAUGCUAUACGCCGCCGCCACCCCAACCACCGCUGCCUCAGCUGCAGCAGCGUAAGAGCAAAAACGGGAUCAGCGAUAGCGCCGCCGCCGCCGCCGCCGCCGUCGCCGCUGGCACUAUGAUGCCGGAAGGGCACUCCCUGCAUGCCACCGCAGUGCUGCGGCCCGGUGCCAGCUCCAAGCGAGCAAUCACUGACUUCCGCAUCGCAUCCGAACACGCGGUUCAUGGUAGCCAUGUUGCAGCCUUGCAGGGCUUGGAGGCGCGAAGGGCAACUGCAGCGGCACUUUUCGCAUCUGCCGACAUCCCCAGCACCCAUUCCGCCACCGUUGGCGCGCCGCUAGGCCCUAAGCUCCCUGCCGCCGUCAGCGCCGCCGGCCAGUUUCCCCUGACAGCGACCGUCGUGGCAGGUCAGGCUACGGAUGUGGAGCGGGAGGUGAUGUACCAGAUUGUCCAGACGGCGUCAGAGCCUUUCGAAAUGAAUAGCUGCUCCACCGCACCUGGGGCCGCCCAGGAGCUGCUGCAUCUUGGCGCGGCGCCUUCACCAGAGGCCCAGGCACUUGUGGCCAUCGGGCUGGCGCAGCAAGCCGUGGGGGCGGGUGUCGCUGGCAUUAACUUGGCAGCUUCCGCACGAGCGCAGGAGUACUCUGCUGCUGCCGCCGCGGCGGCUAUUGCCAUGGCCGGCGGAGCGACUGCGGCCCUGCUCCGGACCGUAGAAGCUGAAACCGGUGUCCUCUGCGCCGCCCGGGCGCUCCAUGGCGCGUUAGGGGUAGAACAGGCAGCUGGUAAAGCUGCUUCUUCGUCUUUUUCUUCAAGCAGGACGCUGACGAUCGAGGCAAGGGCCGUGACGCCGUAUGAAGAUGCGUACGGCACAGUCGAGACAGGCGGCGUGCUGCUGCGUGACGUCAUGAUGCCCAUUCAGUCGGAGGCCAGGGAGGGAGGGUCAGUGAUCGGGAACUUCCAGCUUGUUCCCCGGCCUCGUGGCGCCCUGGGCAACUUGGUGCCGCAGCCGCUGGCCUGCCCCACCACCGGGGAGGAGGGUGCGGUGCCGGCUGGCACGGUGGCGCUGCGGGUGCGGGCCGUGGGGGUCAACUUCAGGGACGUGCUCAACGUGCUGGGGAUGUACCCGGGAGAUCCGGGCGCACCAGGAGGAGACUGCGCGGGCGUGGUGGUGGCGGCGGGUGCGGGUGUGGAUGAUGCGGCGCUGCUGCCGCCCGGCACGGCCGUGUUCGGCCUGGCAGCCGGCAGCUUGGGGACGCUGGUGCACAGCAGCCCGCACACGCUGGUGGCGAUGCCGGGAUGCCUGAGCUUCGAGGAGGCGGCCACCAUGCCCACAGUCUUCAUCACGGCGCACCAGGUCUUUGGCGACGCCGCCGGGCUGCGGCCUGGCGAGCGUGUGCUGGUGCACGGUGCUACAGGCGGUGUGGGACUCGCAUCACUGCAGGUGGUGGGCGCACUGAGCGGCGAGGUGGUGGCCACCGCCGGCAGCCCGUCCAAGCGCGCGCUGCUGCGGGGCCUGGGGGUGCGCCACGUGUCCACCAGCCGCGACCUGGGCUUCGUGGAGGAGCUGACGGCGCGGUGCAUCAGCGGCCGCGGUGGUGUUGUGGACGUGGCGCUCAACACGCUGACCAGCCCCGGCCUGGUGUCCGCGACACUGAGCCUGCUGCGCCGCGGCGGCCGCUUCGUGGAGAUCAGCAAGCGCGACAUCGUGUCCGUGCCCCGCCUGCAGAGCGAGCGGCCUGACGUGGCGGCUUCCUUCGUGGCCGUGGACUUCCUGCCUGACACCGCAGUCCAGUCCGCCAUGAUGCGCGUGGCUGCGGGUGUCAGCCGCGGCCAGCUGCGCCCGCUGCCCCAGGCCGCCCACUCUCUGAGCAACGUCGCUGCGGCGCUUCGUCAGAUGUCGCAGGCGCGGCAUGUGGGCAAGGUGGUGGUGUCGGCACCACCCCUGGACUCAUUCUCUCCCACACCGCCCAGAGAGGGUUCCGUGAUCAUUAUCGGAGGCCUCGGCACCCUCGGACUGCUCACAGCAAGGUGGCUGUUAGGCCAAGGUCUGCGGCACGUCCACUUGACAAGUCGCACCGGCCGUCCAAGCAGUCCAGCCGCCAGCGAGCAGCUCGCGACCAUGGUCCAGACCCACGGGUCGCUCAUUGAGAUCAGCGCUGUGGACGCAACCGCAACUGCAGACCAAACGUUGCUGAUGGGACUGGUCAACGGCGGCGAGCCUGACGAUGUGGCCUUGUGGACUAACCGACGGCGGCCCUUGCUAGCUGUCUUCCAUGCCGGCGGCAUGCUUGCAGAUGCCGUACUCGAGCGCCAGAACGCGCCCGGCAUUCGCACCGUAUCGGCGGCGAAGUGCAGCAGCGCCGCUAUCCUGCGCCGCCUCUGCGGUGCAUUACCAGUCGCUACCCACGUGUUCUUCUCCUCCGUUGCUUCGCUGCUGGGCUCCGCGGGCCAGGCCAGCUACAGCGCCGCCAACGGCGCCCUUGACGCGCUAGCCGACACCAGCCGCGCCGCCGGCGUGAGCGCCACGGCCAUCCAGUGGGGCGCCUGGGCGGGCGCAGGCAUGGCCGCUACCGCAGCAGUCGCACGCAAGGUGGAGCGGUUGGGCAUGGGGAUGCUGCAGCCGCGGCAGGGUCUAGAGGCGCUUGAGCGGUUGCUAGCCAGCGCCCCAGUGCCUUCUCGCGGGGUAGUAGGCUCUCGCGAAGCCUUCUCAGCGGUACACGCAGUGGUACCCGUGGUGCCGUUCACCUGGCGGCGCUUCCUGGAGGUCGCUACCCGCCGGCGCAGCGGCGUCGUACCGUUCAUGUUCCAGCACUUCGCCGGCAAGCUGGCGUCAGGGCAGAGCGGCGGUACCGCCCCCUCCCCCUCCCCCGCUGCUAUGGCGUCCAGCCGCCUUGAGCAGCCACGCGCCCAUGCAACCCAAGAACUGGGCAACACAGCGGCAGCCGUGCAGCGCGCGCAUGUGCUAACGGAGGUCUUGGACACCGUCAGCGGUGUGGUGGGUUCCUCUGUUGCCCCCGAUGCGCCGCUGAUGAGCUCGGGCCUGGACAGCUUAGGGGCAGUGGAGCUGAGGAACGCGCUGGAGGGUCGACUGGGUGUUCAGUUGCCCAGUACGCUGGUGUUUGACUACCCCACCCCGGCUGCCAUGGCGGACAUGAUUGCUGCCAGGUUGCCGCGCCGGCUUGCCGCUGCCGGCGGCGGUGCCGCCGCCGCGGCACUGACUCCUUCGCUUUCCGCUGCUGAUAUGGCCUAUGUGGAUGAGCCGGUACCCCAAGGUGAUAUCACACGCACCGUACUGCAGAUCACUGCAGAUGUACUGGGCGGCGGCGGCGGCGGCGGUGGCGGCGCUGGGGCCCCUGGGGGGCUUGAGGCUGACGUGCCCCUCAUGGCAGCCGGGCUAGACAGCCUUGCGGCGGUGGAGCUCCGAAACCAGCUGCAGGCGGCCUUCCGGGUGGCGCUGCCGCCCACGCUGGCCAUCGACUACCCGACAGCGGCCGCCAUCGCUGCGCUGAUCGCGUCGCGGGUUGCGCAAUCUGCUGCAGCGACAGCAGCUACCCCAGCCCCUCUAGCCGCAGCAGCUUCUAUUUCUGAGGCGGUCGUUCCUGCUGGCACGGCGCCGUGGGCGGUGCAGGGCAGCAGGUCCCUGAGCGCCGCCAUCGUCAGCAUGUCGUUCGAAUUGCCAGCUGCUGCGCAUUCAGGAGCAGCCACCGCUGCGCACGCCACCGGAGCCGAUGCCAUUAGCGCAGUGCCGUACAGUCGGUACGACGUCGACGCGCACGCGGCGCUGUUUGAUGGGGCUCCGGUUCGUUUCGGCGGGUUUAUGGCUGCGGUCAGUGCCUUCGACGCGGCGGCGUUCGGGCUGAGCGACGGCGAGGCAGCGCUGAUGGACCCGCAUCAGAGGCUGCUGUUGCAGGCUUGCACUGAGGCCUUUGCGGCGGAUGCCGCCAUGGCAAGUGGCGAUCCUCCUGACAACGGCUUGCUGGAGCUGUACGGCGUAUCACGUGACCGUUGGGGUGUAUACGUCGGUACCUCUGCACUGGACUACAACAAACUGAUCGCCCGUUACAACCGCCAACCGACUGCCUAUACCGCCACUGGCAGCCUGUCACUGUCCGUCGUCUCCGGCCGGCUGUCGUACACCUUUGGCCUGCGUGGCCCCGCCGUCACCGUGGACACGGCAUGCUCGUCCAGUCUGGUGGCGGUGCACGGGGCGCUGGCAGCCAUGGCCUUGGGCGGCUGCGGUGCAGCGGUUGCGGCAGGUGCCAAUCUCAUGCUCAUCCCAGAUACACCGGCCAUGUUCCAGAAAGCAGGAAUGCUGUCCCUCGAAGGCCGCUGCAAGACGCUGGAUGCCGACGCGGACGGCUACACGCGCUCAGAGGCUAUCGGCGCCCUCUGCCUGACGCCUAUGUACACCAGCACCAGCUCUUCCACACCGCAUGCUACUUCACGCCCGCCGCCGCUGGCGGUGUUGCUGGGCGCCGCCGUCAACCAGGACGGCCGCAGCAGCAGCCUCACCGCACCCAACGGCCCCGCGCAGCAGGCGGUGGUGCGGGCAGCGCUGGCGGAAGCGAGGCUUUCCGCUGCCGCUGUGGCUGCCCUGUCCAUGCACGGUACCGGUACACCGCUGGGCGACCCCAUCGAGGUGGGGGCUGCCCUGGCGGUCCUCGAUGCCCCAGCUGCCCCUUCAACAAAGAGCACGGCGGCCAGCGCUUCAGGCGCCUCUCAGCGGCUGCCGGUUCCAUUUCUCUCCUCCAAAUCGUCCUAUGGUCAUGCAGAGCCGGGAGCCGGUGUGGUGGGCAUCACUCAGGCUGUACACGUCGCGACCCACGGGUCUGUGCUGCCCAUUAUGCACCUACGCAACCUGAACGAGCACGUCGCCGUAGCAAUUGCGCAGACAUCCUCGCCUGACGCUUGGUCGCUGCCCCGGCAGCUACAGCCGCUUUCCUCAGCUCGCGGGCCGGAGGGAGGCGCGCCCGCUGCGGCACCGGGCGGCUACGGGCUGCCUCAUCCUGGGCUCAUCCCAGCUGAUUCUGAGCUGAGCUGCAUCGGAGUGAGCGCCUUUGCGUUCCAAGGCACCAACGCCCAUGUGCUGCUGUCGUCAGCUGACCGCGCUGCUGGCAAGGAGGGAGACGGCCUCGUCGCCCAGGCUGGAUUUGCUGCUGCAGGCGAGGACGACUUCCGACAAACGUUUUCUGCCUCCUUAUCAGUUCUCCACAGGGACACCAUCGCCUCCUCCUCCGCCGCAGCCGCCGCUGCCCCGCGGCUGAUGCUAUGGCGCAAGCAACACCACUGGCUGCAGCCCGUGGCUAACCUGCUCCUGCACGCAGUCCACAUUCCUGCAGCUGCUCCACGGCACGCCCGAGCGGCGUUUUUUGAGUGCCGUAUCACCCGUACAUCGCGGCUGGCGUACCUGUGGGACCACCGUGUCCGUGGUCGGUCUGUGUUUCCGGGCGCGGGCUUCAUGGAGAUGGCCGCCGGCUCCGUGGCGGCCUUGACGGCGUCGACGGCGGUUGGCGCAGAAGUGGAGGCCCCAGGCGACUGCAGCGGCACCUUGCUGCAUCCCGCGCUGCUGGACUGCAGCUUGCAGGUGGGCGCGGUGCCGGCCGUCGCGGGGGCUGCGGCCGUGCUGCGUGUGCCUGCAGCCGUGGGCCUGCUGCGUGUACCGCUGAAUGCGGAAACGACCGCAGGUGUGGGUGCGAGCCUGGCAGACCCCGACAAGCAGGCGUCGUGGGUGACUGCCGUCGCGGCGCCCUCCUCCUCCGCCGCCGCCAGCAGCGGCGCAGAAGCCAGUGCCAGUGCCAUGGAGAUCAAGGUGGACUACCGCAUAAGCAGGGCCGACGGGACCGCCGUGUGUGGCGUGUCCGGCCUCUUGGCCAAGGAGCUCCGUGUUCAUGCCUCUGGAACAGAAGCCGCUGCCGCCGACGUCACCGCCGCUGCAGUAGCCGUGCCGUCACCAGCCGAAGCAUCGGCCCAUGUUGGUUUCGGUGGAUCCAUCCUCUACACCGCCAAGCUGGCCGUCAGCGAGCCAGCCGACAUUGCGCUGAUCCCGGAAGCCAGCAGCACGCGGGUCUUGUCGCCACAGCAGCCGCCAGCCCUGCAGCUCAGCUCCGGGCGGGAUGCAGUCGUCCCGGCGCUGCUGGGCGCUCUGCAGGCGCUCACGCAAGGGCCAACAACCGCAUUGAGGCUCUCCGGCAGCAGCGGCAGCAGCGGCAGCAGCGGCAGCAGCGGCAGCGGGGCGGUAUGGCCGGAGGGACGACUGGUUGCCGACGGUGCAGCACGGGGCGUCGUGCGUGCGGUGGCACUGGAGCAAAGCGGCAGUUCAUUCUCUGUCCUGGAGCGGUGUGCUGAGGUGGUGGCGGCAGGUCUCCGAGGGCUCCCCGUUAGCGCUGGCGCGUUGUCCAACGUUCACGUCAACGCCAACGUGGCAUCCCUUGAGUCGUGGCAUCCCACAGAGGGACGCCGCCGUGAUGGCCUGUGGGACGUGCAUGGCCCACGAGUCACCAGCGGUGCCGUAUCAUUGCCAAUACUGUCACAUUCGGAUGUCGGGAAAGGAGGUGGAGAGAUUGACUUCCAGCUUGUUCCCCGGCCUCGUGGCGCCCUGGGCAACUUGGUGCCGCAGCCGCUGGCCUGCCCCACCACCGGGGAGGAGGGUGCGGUGCCGGCUGGCACGGUGGCGCUGCGGGUGCGGGCCGUGGGGGUCAACUUCAGGGACGUGCUCAACGUGCUGGGGAUGUACCCGGGAGAUCCGGGCGCACCAGGAGGAGACUGCGCGGGCGUGGUGGUGGCGGCGGGUGCGGGUGUGGAUGAUGCGGCGCUGCUGCCGCCCGGCACGGCCGUGUUCGGCCUGGCAGCCGGCAGCUUGGGGACGCUGGUGCACAGCAGCCCGCACACGCUGGUGGCGAUGCCGGGAUGCCUGAGCUUCGAGGAGGCGGCCACCAUGCCCACAGUCUUCAUCACGGCGCACCAGGUCUUUGGCGACGCCGCCGGGCUGCGGCCUGGCGAGCGUGUGCUGGUGCACGGUGCUACAGGCGGUGUGGGACUCGCGUCACUGCAGGUGGUGGGCGCACUGGGCGGCGAGGUGGUGGCCACCGCCGGCAGCCCGUCCAAGCGCGCGCUGCUGCGGGGCCUGGGAGUGCGCCACGUGUCCACCAGCCGCGAUCUGGGCUUCGUGGAGGAGCUGACGGCGCGGCGCAUCAGCGGCCGCGGCGGUGUUGUGGACGUGGCGCUCAACACGCUGACCAGCCCCGGCCUGGUGUCCGCGACACUGAGCCUGCUGCGCCGCGGCGGCCGCUUCGUGGAGAUCAGCAAGCGCGACAUCGUGUCCGUGCCCCGCCUGCAGAGCGAGCGGCCUGACGUGGCGGCUUCCUUCGUGGCCGUGGACUUCCUGCCUGACACCGCAGUCCAGUCCGCCAUGAUGCGCGUGGCUGCGGGUGUCAGCCGCGGCCAGCUGCGCCCGCUGCCCCAGGCCGCCCACUCUCUGAGCAACGUCGCUGCGGCGCUUCGUCAGAUAUCGCAGGCGCGGCACGUGGGCAAGGUGGUGGUGUUCAAUCCGCAGCAGCAGCCUCUGGCCAGUCCGUCAGGCCGCGUGAUCAUCAGCGGCGGCCUGGGCUCGCUGGGUCUGCUCCUGGCAUCCUGGCUGUCGCGGCAGCAUGCCGGUGGCCACAUCCAGCUGCUAGGCCGCUCGGGCCGGGCCGAAGGAGGCGCCACCGAGGCGGCUCUGACACGGAUUCUGAAUCACUCACAAGGUAUCAUUGAGGUCAUCAAAGCCGAUGUAUCCAGCGCCGAAGAUUGCAGCCUGGUGUUCGCACCGACCUCAGCCACUGUCAAGCCCGUGCUUGCAGUGCUGCAUGCCGGCGGUGUCCUGGCCGACGCAAUCCUCCGAAACCAGACUGCCGCUAGCGCCCGCCGCGUGUUUGCUCCCAAGCUGGCUCAGCUGUCCCGCUGGGCUGGCCUCGUCUCGCAGCAGCCGGGUGCCUCGCACGUGCUGUUCUCCUCCGUGGCUUCACUGCUGGGCUCACCCGGCCAGGCCAACUACAGCGCCGCCAACGCCGGACUGGACGCUGCCGCCGCCGCGCUGUCGGACCGCGGGCUAAGCUUCGUCAGCAUGCAGUGGGGCGCGUGGGCGGGUGGCGGCAUGGCGGCUCAUGACGCGCAGACGGCGGCUCGUGUGGAGCGCAUGGGCAUGUCGCUCAUCCAGCCACAACAGGGACUGGCGGCGCUGGCGUCCGUGCUGGAGGCUUUCGCUAGGGGCCCCGCCACCGCCCCUCCUCCUGUCGUGGCGGCGGUUCCCUUCAACUGGCCCACGUUCUUGCAGCAACAGAAGAGAAGGCAACCAACGAGCCUCUUCUCGGCAAUGGAAGAACGUUUACCUGUCACACCAUCAUCUGUCCCAGGAGAGAUGGCCGUAUCGGCCGCGCCUCCGGCUGCGCGGCUUGCUUUCGCGCAGCCCAAGGAGGCGACAAUCGCGGCGGAGCCGGCCACAGCAACGGCAACGGCGGCUGCAUCGCUCGCGCAUGUGCUCGCCGAGGUUCAGGAGGCCGUGCGUGGAGUGGUGGGUUCCUCUGUUGCUCCCGAUGCGCCGCUGAUGAGCUCGGGCCUGGACAGCUUAGGGGCAGUGGAGCUGAGAAACGCGCUGGAGGGUCGACUGGGUGUUCAGUUGCCCAGUACGCUGGUGUUUGACUACCCCACCCCGGCUGCAAUUUCCGGAUAUGUAGCGAGUCGCGCGCAGCUUGCAGCCCCAGCUGCUGUAUCUGCUUCGACGUUCGCCCCGAGAACCACACCAGCAGCAGCAGCGGAUCAUAGGGGGCCGGGUGCAGCUGGUGCGGCUGCAUCGCUCGCGCAUGUGCUCGCCGAGGUUCAGGAGGCCGUGCGUGGAGUGGUGGGUUCCUCUGUCGCCCCCGAUGCGCCGUUGAUGAGCUCGGGCCUUGACAGCUUAGGGGCAGUGGAGCUGAGAAACGCGCUGGAGGGUCGACUGGGGCUGCAGCUGCCGGGUACGCUGAUCUUCGAUUACCCCACCCCAGCUGCCAUCGCAAGCUUCAUCGCGAGCCGCGUGCAGGUCACAGUUCCUCUGAUGAUCCCUGCUCUUGCUGUGGCACCUGGACAUCCCCCUCGAAACUCCGACUUGGACGAAGACUUAUUUGCGGAGCUGUUUGAUGAGCCGCAGGCAGCGGAAGCUGCAUCGCAGCAAGCGACGACAAGGGCGCGGUUCAUUGCCGGCGUGUUGGCGCAACCUGCACUGCCUGCACCGCUGCGGCAGCUGCCUCAGCCGGGCGGUAUUAGCUUGGGCCCUGUCGCUGUGGUGAGCAUGGCGCAUAGGCUGCCUGGUGAGGCUGCUGGCUUCCGCGGUGUUGUCAGCGGCCGAGAUCUUUGCCGCCUGGUGGACGGCGUCUGCAGGAUACCAGUGAACAGGUGGGACGUGGAUUCGCUGGCACCUCUACUCGGAGGUGAGGUCCCUGUCCCCUUCACGGCCCUGCUGACGGGCGCGGAGGCCUUCGAUGCCGCUGCCUUUGGCAUCAGCCCCGCCGAGGCCGCGCUGAUGGACCCGCAGCAGCGGCUGCUGCUAGAGUGCGUUGCGGAUGCCCUGACACGUGUCCCUCCAGGGCUGCUGUUGGCUCCGACGCCGGCCGUUGCUGCCGAAGCUGCCGUUGCUGGCCCCAGGUCCACGUGGGGCGCGUACGUGGGUGUUUCCUCCAACGACUACCGCGCCCUAACGAUGCGGGUGGCCCCGGCGGCGACGGCCUUCAACGCUACCGCCUCGGCACUGUCCGUCGCCUCCGGCCGGCUGUCGUACACCUUUGGCCUGCGUGGCCCCGCCGUCACCGUGGACACGGCCUGCUCGUCCAGUCUGGUGGCCGUGCACGGGGCGCUGGCGGCCAUGGCUUUGGGCGGCUGCGGUGCAGCGGUUGCGGCAGGUGUCAACCUAGCAUUAGGCCCGGAUACACCGCUGCACUUCCAGCGUGCUGGCAUGUUGUCGCCUGAAGGCAGGUGCAAGACGCUGGAUGCUUCCGCCGACGGCUACGUCCGAGCUGAGGCGGUGGGAGCUCUGUGCUUAAUGUCACUCGCGGCGGCGGCCGGUGGUGGCGGAGCUGCACCGCCAUCUGGCGCAGCUGCUCCGGGGCAGCCGCCGCCGCCGCUGGCGGUGUUGCUGGGCGCCGCCGUCAACCAGGACGGCCGCAGCAGCAGCCUCACCGCGCCCAACGGCCCCGCGCAACAGGAGGUCAUCCGGGCGGCUCUGGCCUCCGCCGACCUCCACCCCGUUGCCGUGAAGUCGCUGUCCAUGCACGGCACCGGCACACCUCUGGGGGACCCAAUUGAAGUCGGAGCGGCGGCGGCGGUCAUGUCGCCUGCGAACCACGCCCAAGUCCAAGAACUUAACAGCAAGCACACCAGCGUCGGAACUGCUGCUGCUGUUGCUGCUGCUGCACCAAGGUUUCUCACCCUCCUCUCCUCGAAGGCGUGGUACGGCCACUCAGAGCCCGGCGCGGGCGUUGUGGGAAUCGUACACGCACACGCAGCCCUGGCCCAAGCAACGGCUGUUCCGCUGGGCCACCUCCGUAACCUCAACCCCUAUGUAGCCAACGCUAUGGAGCUUUCCGCUGCCGCUGCGGCCGCGAGCGAUACCAACACAGCCACCUGGCAGAUUCCUCUUGGGGCGCAAGUGCUUGGCGGUGCCCUCUGUGGCAGCCGGGGCUCUUCGUCCGCCCCCCUGGAGUCUCUCAUCGCGGGCGUCAGCGCCUUUGCGUUCCAAGGCACCAACGCGCACGUGCUGCUGUCAUCCGUGGGCAGUUCCAGCAGCCUGGAGCAGAGCACCGGGUACAGCACCUUGGGCAUGCCGAAGCCGAAUACGGCAGGACCGGGCAACGGCGGAUUUGGCAUCGGCUACGAGUGGGAGCGGCGGCGACUGUGGGUUUUGCCGCCUCUGAGCGCCACGCUUGGCGCCGCUGCCGUUUCCGUCAGUAGUGCCACCAGUGGCAAGUGCACGUUCGAAGUUGCGGUAGGCUCCUCCCGCCGCCUCGCCUUCCUCCUUGAUCAUUAUGUCGGCGGGCGGCCUGUCGUACCGGCGGCGGCGCUGCUGGAGAUGUCCGCGGCGGCAGCCGUAGCCGUACUUGGGGCAGGCACGGGCAGUGAUGUCCUGAGCAGCAGCUCCGUACAGAAAGCGCGUGGGCUUGGUGCAGGCGGCACCUCGGCUACCCCCCCGCUGUCUCUAGCUCUCACCAACGUCCGCAUCCUCACGCCAGUGGUCAUGCAACAGCCUGCUGCUACUGCCCUCACGGGGCGAUCUGUGGCGGCGGCGAGGAACAGUCUUGUACUGCAAUGCGAGGUUGACAGCAGUAGCGGCACAGUCCGCAUCACCUCCAGCAACGGCGGCAUCGGUGCAGCCAAGCAGCGGCGGCUCCACGUCACCGGCAGCAUCGGUGUAGUGCCGUCACCUAUCGUCGCCGGCACCUCCGGCGCCUCCGACGCCAUCUCGUCCACCACGGCGCCCGUGCAGCCUGGAAUGACUCCUGGUCGCCUUGCCGCGCUGGCUCGUCUGCUGGGAAUGUGCUACCAACGCUCCGCAAGCAUGGGCACCAGUGUUGACACCGCCCGCCCGGCGGCGGCUGCUCUGCUGUCCCUACCCGCCUCCACUCCGGACUACCUCAUCCAUCCAGCAGUCUUGGAUGCAACCUUCCACCUAGGCGCCGUACGGCGGAACCUGUCUGCUCACGUGAUGGUGCCUGCAGGGGUGGACUGCUUGCUAUUGCCGCUGGCGGGCCUGCUAUCGCACGGCUCUCAGCCAUCUCUCGCUGACGGUGGCAACACGGCUUACUCAACAGCAGAAGGCAGCUGCCGUCUGGCCACAUGCAUCGCACAUGCGGCAGAUGAGACGGUAGCAGAAACUACAGCCGCUACUUCCAUUACGAGGACUGAUGUACGGCUGGAUGCGGCGGCAGCUGGGUUUGGCAGUGUGUUGUUGCGGGGCUUGGUUGCGAAGCCGCUGGGAACGCCGCCCCAGAUCACAGCGGCUCCGCAGCCACACGCCACCGCACUGGGUCACAUGACGACAAAGAAGCCUGAAGAUGAACCGACAGCCAUCAUUUCCUCAAUAAUUACCUACGCGACGAACCUCGUAGCGGAAGAGCCCGUGGCUGAAGACGGUGGCGAGUACCGCGAGACCACCACCACACCGCCACGCUUCCACCUGCGCUCUUCUAGGAGGUCGAGAGCCAUGGCAAUAUCCGCAACCGGGACCACGACCACGGCCAUGAUUGCAACCGGCGACAGCGUCCUGGAGUUCAGCCGCCUGGUCCCGUUGCUUCAGGCUGGGACCGCAAACCAGCAGAGCCGCAGUCCUAAACCCCAUGUGGUGUUGCCGUUCCGGGCAGCUGCUGUGGGAAUCUCGGCAUGUAGCCCAGCAGGCUCAGGCGCUCUCGGCAGUGUGGAGGGCCUGGUGCGCACGGUCGCGUCGGAGCUACCUGGCAUGGGACUAACUGCGCGUGUAGAUGCAUCGGUUUCGGACCAAGUUACCGUUGUGGAACAGCAAAUGGAGGAUGGUAGCGGGAGCCGUGGCUACAGUUCACUCGGGGUGCAACCUGAGAAGUACCAGAGCGGGUUAGUGGGAUUCCGCCCGCGUCUGCUGGAGACGCUUAGCACAGUGGCAGGUGUUGGUGCGGACUUCCAGCUUGUUCCCCGGCCUCGUGGCGCCCUGGGCAACUUGGUGCCGCAGCCGCUGGCCUGCCCCACCACCGGGGAGGAGGGUGCGGUGCCGUCGGGCAAGGUGGCGCUGCGGGUGCGGGCCGUGGGGGUCAACUUCAGAGAUGUGCUCAACGUGCUGGGGAUGUACCCGGGAGAUCCGGGGGCACCUGGAGGAGACUGCGCGGGCGUGGUGGUGGCGGCGGGUGCGGGUGUGGAUGAUGCGGCGCUGCUGCCGCCCGGCACGGCCGUGUUCGGCCUGGCAGCCGGCAGCUUGGGGACGCUGGUGCACAGCAGCCCGCACACGCUGGUGGCGAUGCCGGGAUGCCUGAGCUUCGAGGAGGCGGCCACCAUGCCCACAGUCUUCAUCACGGCGCACCAGGUCUUUGGCGACGCCGCCGGGCUGCGGCCUGGAGAGCGUGUGCUGGUGCACGGUGCCACAGGCGGUGUGGGACUCGCGUCACUGCAGGUGGUGGGCGCACUGGGCGGCGAGGUGGUGGCCACCGCCGGCAGCCCGUCCAAGCGCGCGCUGCUGCGGGGCCUGGGAGUGCGCCACGUGUCCACCAGCCGCGAUCUGGGCUUCGUGGAGGAGCUGACGGCGCGGCGCAUCAGCGGCCGCGGCGGUGUUGUGGACGUGGCGCUCAACACGCUGACCAGCCCCGGCCUGGUGUCCGCGACACUGAGCCUGCUGCGCCGCGGCGGCCGCUUCGUGGAGAUCAGCAAGCGCGACAUCGUGUCCGUGCCCCGCCUGCAGAGCGAGCGGCCUGACGUGGCGGCUUCCUUCGUGGCCGUGGACUUCCUGCCUGACACCGCAGUCCAGUCCGCCAUGAUGCGCGUGGCUGCGGGUGUCAGCCGCGGCCAGCUGCGCCCGCUGCCCCAGGCCGCCCACUCUCUGAGCAACGUCGCUGCGGCGCUUCGUCAGAUAUCGCAGGCGCGGCACGUGGGCAAGGUGGUGGUGUUCAAUCCGCAGCAGCAGCCUCUGGCCAGUCCGUCAGGCCGCGUGAUCAUCAGCGGCGGCCUGGGCUCGCUGGGUCUGCUCCUGGCAUCCUGGCUGUCGCGGCAGCAUGCCGGUGGCCACAUCCAGCUGCUAGGCCGCUCGGGCCGGGCCGAAGGAGGCGCCACCGAGGCGGCUCUGACACGGAUUCUGAAUCACUCACAAGGUAUCAUUGAGGUCAUCAAAGCCGAUGUAUCCAGCGCCGAAGAUUGCAGCCUGGUGUUCGCACCGACCUCAGCCACUGUCAAGCCCGUGCUUGCAGUGCUGCAUGCCGGCGGUGUCCUGGCCGACGCAAUCCUCCGAAACCAGACUGCCGCUAGCGCCCGCCGCGUGUUUGCUCCCAAGCUGGCUCAGCUGUCCCGCUGGGCUGGCCUCGUCUCGCAGCAGCCGGGUGCCUCGCACGUGCUGUUCUCCUCCGUGGCUUCUCUGCUCGGCUCACCCGGACAGGCCAACUACAGCGCCGCCAACGCCGGGCUGGACGCUGCCGCCGCCGCGCUGUCGGACCGCGGGCUGAGCUUCGUCAGCAUGCAGUGGGGCGCGUGGGCGGGUGGCGGCAUGGCGGCUCAUGACGCGCAGACGGCGGCUCGUGUGGAGCGCAUGGGCAUGUCGCUCAUCCAGCCACAACAGGGACUGGCGGCGCUGGCGUCCGUGCUGGAGGCUUUCGCUAGGGGCCCCGCCACCGCCCCUCCUCCUGUCGUGGCGGCGGUUCCCUUCAACUGGCCCACGUUCUUGCAGCGCCGUCUCCUCCAGGAGCCAGGCCGUGCUGCUGCCGCCAUCCCAUCCUUCUUUGAAUCCUUUGCAGCUACCGGUCAAUCUGCACCGAAAUCCCCGGAAUCGGGCCGCCUCGAGCCGUCCGUUACCGCGGCGUCGCAGAGGAGGCCAGCUCGUCGCCGUGCUGUGUCCACGGGUAGGCGGCCGAGCCCUGCGACCCGCGGUGCAGCCCCGGCCGCGAUUCAGCAAGGCGUCUUGGACGCAGUGGCUGGUAUUCUGGGCCCUGAUGGCGCAGCGGCGUUGUCACCGGAGGCACCAUUGAUGGAGGCUGGCUUGGACAGCCUGGGCGCCAGCGAGCUACGAACAUCCCUGGAGUCGUCGUUCGGGGUCCCGCUGCCUAGCACCUUAGUUUUCGAUCACCCCACGGUCGCCGCCAUCGCUGCAUUAUUGGAGCAGCGCACAGUCCUGGCAAGGGAUGCAAUGGAUGCAGAGGACCGAGGAGAGGCGGGAGUAGUGGAGGCUGGCGAGCGCCGGCAGCUCCACCUCCGCCCGCCUGUCGGUGCCGCACGUCGACCUCGGCGCCGCAGCAGUGCGGCGGCUUUAGGGGACGACGACGAUGAUGAGCUUCCUUCCACGGCAUUGCUUGCCCCACGGCAACGCGGGGAGCAAUUCCUGGACAUCCAACGAAAGGUCUCUGACGCAGUCGCCGGUAUACUGGGCACCACCAGCACGGACCUCUCCGCGGAAUCCCCCCUAAUGGAGGCUGGUCUGGACAGCCUGGGUGCCAGCGAGCUACGGACGUCCCUGGAGUCAUCGUUCGGAGUCUCGCUGCCUAGCACCUUAGUCUUCGACCACCCGACCGUGGCGGCCAUCUCCGCUUACGUCAGCAGCAAGCUCCCGCUGCAUCACCAGCGUUCCACCGACACCGCUUCUCAUUACUAUGAUAGCAGCGCUGAAGAAUCGGUCUAUCUGGAGGCAAACGAUGAUGAUGAUGAGUGGGAUGGGAGAGCGCAACACGUUCUCGUGAGGGACGCUGCGGUUGGCCGGGUACCGGGUGCUGGGUUGCCGCCGGUUGCAGCAGCAGCGGCUGUGAAUCCGGUGGUGGUGGGUGUUGUGUCGCAGGCCUUCCGCCUGCCGUUAGACACCGCCACGGGAGUGGACCUCACUGUCGCCACACACGCCUGCGACGCCGUCAAUCCGGUGCCCCUGGAACGGUGGGACGUCGACAGCGGCGCUGUCGUCGCACUGUCCGGGGGCCCUGGCGGUCCCAGCAGCGGGGCUGCGCUGCCGGCACGCUUUGGCAGCUUCCUGCUGGGUUGUGCGGAUCUCUUCGACGCCGCAGCCUUUGGAAUCAGUCCAACCGAGGCAGCGCUGAUGGACCCGCAGCAGCGCCUGUUGCUAGAGGUCAUGUACGAGGCGCUGCUCGUUGCACCGGCGGUAUCGCCACUGCCAGCUGCCGCCUCAGCUGGCAACGGUGGCGCGGCAGUGGCCGCGCCAGGAUUGCGGGACCGCAGCCGCUUUGGCGUGUUUGUGGGCGUCUCCUCUCCUGACUACAUGAAGCUGACGAUGAUCGCCAAGCAGAGCGUCACGGCAUACAGCGCCACAGGCGCGACGCUCUCGGUCGCCUCCGGCCGGCUGUCGUACACCUUUGGCCUGCGUGGCCCCGCCGUCACCGUGGACACGGCCUGCUCGUCCAGUCUGGUGGCGGAACAGGCAGCCCACACGGCGCUGUUGUACGGCCAGGCGGAGGCUGCGGCGGUGUGCGGCGUCAACCUCACUUUGUCACCUGACACGACCGCCAUGUUCCACCGUGCAGGCAUGCUGUCGCCUGAGGGCCGGUGCAAGACACUGGACGCCGCCGCCGACGGCUACGUCCGUGGGGAGGCAGUGGGUGUGCUGGUGCUCAGCACCGUAAGGAACGACACCAGCAGCGGGCCGCCGCCUCCGCUGGUGGCGGUGUUGCUGGGCGCCGCCGUCAACCAGGACGGCCGCAGCAGCAGCCUCACCGCACCCAACGGCCCCGCGCAACAGGAGGUCAUCCGAGCGGCUCUGGCCUCCGCCGACCUGCACCCCGCUGCCGUGACGUCGCUGUCCAUGCACGGCACCGGCACACCUCUGGGGGACCCAAUUGAAGUCGGAGCGGCGGCGGCGGUGCUGCGUAGUAACACCCUUGGCGGCGGCAGAGCCCGAGCCGGAGGGCAUCGCCGUGCUCCCUUGCUGCUGACCGCAAGCAAGUCAUGGAUGGGUCACUCCGAACCGGCCUCAGGUGUGGUGGGUAUGCUGCACUCCGCCAAGCUGGCUGCUUUGCGGAUGGUGCUCCCCAUUACACACCUCAUCAACGUCAGUCCCAACAUCCGAGAGAUUUUUGACACCACCGCCGACGCUACAGGCGGCUGGGCGGCGCCACGACAGGCCAGCCCCCUGCCGUGGCCGGUCGGUUCCGGUGACCAAGCAGACGAAAUGGCCGCUAUCUGCGGCGUCAGCGCCUUCGCGUUCCAGGGCACAAACGCGCACGUGCUGCUGAAGGCCACCGCUGCUGUUGCUGCUGAGACGGUCGUGAACGACGGCUUCCGCCGCGCAUAUGACGGCCAGCAGUGUCACCGGGCAAGCCACUGGGUCACGCCGCGUCCGGCUCUGGAGCUGGCACAGGGCGUGCAGCUCAGCGGCCGCCGCCCGAUUGGCAGUGUUACUUCCACCGUCGCCACGUUCCAUGUGCAGCUGUCCUCGCCACGGCUGGCAGCCAUGUGGGAUCACCGUGUCAAUGGCCGGGCGGUCUUCCCAGCAGCAGGGUACCUAGAAAUGGCGGCAGCCGCCGCUACGCUGAUCUCCGGCGGCAGCGGCAGCGGCAGCGGUGGUGGUGACGGGCGCAACCUAUCAGUGGUGCUGAGCGAUAUCGCCAUCCCGGCGCCGCUGCUGCUGCCCCCGCCAACUGCGUCGGCAGCUGCGGACGUGACGCUGGAAUGCAGCGUGGAGCUCAGGACGGGCAGGCUUACCAUUGCCUCCGUGUCGGCUCCGUCGUCCUCGGCGGCAGCUCCGUCGUAUCGUCUCCGCCGUUCCGUUCAUAUAACGGCAACGUUGGCGGCGGCCGCGGCCGGGGCUAAUGUCGCCGGCGACGACGUGCUAGCGGCGGUUGGAAAACAUGAAGCCGAACCUGUCGUGCCCCCAUUCCUGCGACAACUGCUCGCAUCCUACCUGACGGUGGCGUCGGGCGGUCAAGCCAGUUGCGGGCCGGGUCCGGCCGGAGCAUCCGCGGUCGCUGAAGUGCUGCUUGGGGCCGGUGGCGCCGACGGCUUCAUGCUGCAUCCCUGUACCUUGGACAGCGUGUUGCAACUCGCUGCAGCUGGACAGAUCAGCGAUGAUUCAGAGCGACAGGCCGCCAAGGUCCCUAUCCGCAUUGGCGCCUUCCUGAUCAAUGGCGGCGGCAGCGGCGGCGGCGGCGGCGGUUACCGCAGCUCUGGAAGUGGCAGCUCCAACAUGGCGCAUGGUCCGCAGAGUGAAACAGCUCCUAGGGGCUGCGUCUUCGCCAUCGCAGCCCCGGCGUCUGCUGCCACAGAAGCCAAGAGCUUCACCGAUUAUCGCGUCCAGUCUGCAAUGGCCACCGGCUUCGCCGCCAGCGUGUUGGGCCUGGAGGCAAGCAGUGUCGGCCGCAGGCCCAGCCAGCCGCAUGCUGCGAACGCCGCCGCCUCAGCCGCAGCCGCCGCAGCCGCAGCAGCAGCACCUGUCGCUGCUCUGUCGGCACCUUCACCACCGGCCCCUGCCGGCGGCGACAUCACCUACUCCACGGAGUGGGUCGUCAGCACCCCCAUGGAGCUGCUGGACACGGGGAUGACGAAUCGGGAUCUCAUCGGGAAGCUCCUUUUGGAUCAAAAGCAGCAUGUCACAGAAGUGCCUGCGGCUGAGGCCGUGGGCACGGUGUUGGGUGCAUUGCAGCAGGGAUUGGGGGGAGGUGCACCACUAGGCGUCACGGUGCCGGCAGAUGCUGGCCUCGCUAUGUAUGCCGCGUCUCGACCGGCGACUGAGCGUUCAUCAUCCCUGCCUGUGUUGCACAGCAUGCUGACAGGUCUGCUGCGUGCUGUUGCCGCUGAGGCGCAGCCUGUACCUCGGGCUGUGAUGAAUGCUGCAGUGGAGGCAGACCAGGUGGCCCUUCACACCGGCACUAAACUGCUGGUAGAUGUAUAUGAUACCGUGGGCGCAGCAGGAGUAAAUCUGGAAGCGAGGCUAGCGCCUGUGCUUCCAGGUGCAGGACAGGACAAGGUUUUCCAGCUUGUUCCCCGGCCUCGUGGCGCUCUGGGCAACUUGGUGCCGCAGCCGCUGGCCUGCCCCACCACCGGGGAGGAGGGUGCGGUGCCGGCUGGCAAGGUGGCGCUGCGGGUGCGGGCCGUGGGGGUCAACUUCAGAGAUGUGCUCAACGUGCUGGGGAUGUACCCGGGAGAUCCGGGGGCACCAGGAGGAGACUGCGCGGGCGUGGUGGUGGCAGCGGGUGCGGGUGUGGAUGAUGCGGCGCUGCUGCCGCCCGGCACGGCCGUGUUCGGCCUGGCAGCCGGCAGCUUGGGGACGCUGGUGCACAGCAGCCCGCACACACUGGUGGCGAUGCCGGGAUGCCUGAGCUUCGAGGAGGCGGCCACCAUGCCCACAGUCUUCAUCACGGCGCACCAGGUCUUUGGCGACGCCGCCGGGCUGCGGCCUGGCGAGCGUGUGCUGGUGCACGGUGCCACAGGCGGCGUGGGACUCGCGUCACUGCAGGUGGUGGGCGCACUGGGCGGCGAGGUGGUGGCCACCGCCGGCAGCCCGUCCAAGCGCGCGCUGCUGCGGGGCCUGGGAGUGCGCCACGUGUCCACCAGCCGCGAUCUGGGCUUCGUGGAGGAGCUGACGGCGCGGUGCAUCUGCGGCCGCGGCGGUGUUGUGGACGUGGCGCUCAACACGCUGACCAGCCCCGGCCUGGUGUCCGCGACACUGAGCCUGCUGCGCCGCGGCGGCCGCUUCGUGGAGAUCAGCAAGCGCGACAUCGUGUCCGUGUCCCGCCUGCAGAGCGAGCGGCCUGACGUGGCGGCUUCCUUCGUGGCCGUGGACUUCCUGCCUGACACCGCAGUCCAGUCCGCCAUGAUGCGCGUGGCUGCGGGUGUCAGCCGCGGCCAGCUGCGCCCGCUGCCCCAGGCCGCCCACUCUCUGAGCAAUGUCGCUGCGGCGCUUCGUCAGAUGUCGCAGGCGCGGCACGUGGGCAAGGUGGUGGUGUUCAAUCCGCAGCAGCAGCCUCUGGCCAGUCCGUCAGGCCGCGUGAUCAUCAGCGGCGGCCUGGGCUCGCUGGGUCUGCUUCUGGCGUCCUGGCUGUCGCGGCAGCAUGCCGGUGGCCACAUCCAGCUGCUAGGCCGCUCGGGCCGGGCCGAGGGAGGCGCCUCCGAGGCGGCUCUGACACGGAUUCUGGAUCACUCACAAGGUAUCAUUGAGGUCAUCAAAGCCGAUGUAUCCAGCGCCGAAGAUUGCAGCCUGGUGUUCGCACCGAUCUCAGCCACUGUCAAGCCCGUGCUUGCAGUGCUGCAUGCCGGCGGUGUCCUGGCCGACGCAAUCCUCCGAAACCAGACUGCCGCUAGCGCCCGCCGCGUGUUUGCUCCCAAGCUGGCUCAGCUGUCCCGCUGGGCUGGCCUCGUCUCGCAGCAGCCGGGUGCCUCGCACGUGCUGUUCUCCUCCGUGGCUUCUCUGCUCGGCUCACCCGGACAGGCCAACUACAGCGCCGCCAACGCCGGACUGGACGCUGCCGCCGCCGCGCUGUCGGACCGCGGGCUGAGCUUCGUCAGCAUGCAGUGGGGCGCGUGGGCGGGUGGCGGCAUGGCGGCUCAUGACGCGCAGACGGCGGCUCGUGUGGAGCGCAUGGGCAUGUCGCUCAUCCAGCCACAACAGGGACUGGCGGCGCUGGAAGCGGCUCUCACCCAGGUACCCACUGCAUUCAAACCCACGGUGGCUGCGAUACCUUUCUCUUGGCCCGUGUUUCUGCGGAAUCGCCGGACACCUCAGGCGUUCUUCUCUAACUUUGAGGGACUUGUGGCGGCGCCUGCUCGCAAAACGAGCACGGCGAGUGUCGCUGAUCCCGAGGGUAGGCGAGUCCGUCGUCUCACCUCAGGCACGGGCCGCCGCGCCACGCCUAGCCCCGGCCCCGGUCGUCGCCUGCAGGGGGCCCCAACCAGCCGGACCCUCAGCAGCGACGGUGUUCGCGACGCUAUGGCUGAGGCAGCUCGCAUGCAGGCAACCUUGGCGGCGGUUCAGGAGGCCGUGCGUGGUGUGGUGGGUUCCUCUGUUGCCCCCGAUGCGCCGCUGAUGAGCUCGGGCCUUGACAGUCUGGGAGCAGUGGAGCUGAGAAACGCACUGGAAGGUCGGCUGGGUGUUCAGUUGCCCAGCACGCUGGUGUUUGACUACCCCACCCCGGCUGCGAUUGCUGGGUACAUCUCCUCCCUGUCCACUGCAUCUAGCGAUGCGGCUGCAGCAGAAGUCCUGCAGCAGGAGGGGUCUGCACUGCCCAGCCGAGCCGCAACUGGCGGCCUUUCAACCAUUAUGGAGGCUUCAGCUGCGCCUAGUCGCAGGAUAAGCGGCUUAGGUGCAGUUAUUGACGCUGGGGUCGUGGCCAGGCGCAGGUCGAGUCAAAGUCGGUCCUUACGGCCCUUUGAACGGCGCAGUGGGAGCCGCACUGCCAGCCGCACUACGAGCCGGGUUGACAGCACGGCUGCUGGCCAAGAACAAGCACAGGCUAAUACCCUGGCGGCAGUUCAGGAGGCCGUGCGUGGAGUGGUGGGUUCCUCUGUUGCUCCCGACGCGCCGCUGAUGAGCUCGGGCCUGGACAGCUUAGGCGCGGUGGAGCUGAGGAACGCACUGGAAGGUCGACUGGGUGUUCAGUUGCCCAGCACGCUGGUGUUUGACUAUCCCACCCCGGCUGCGAUUGCUGGGUACAUCUCCUCCCUGGCUGCUUUGCCUGGCGGUGAUGCGGCCGUGGGGGAGCCACGGAGUCCGACCCGAGCAGCGGCGCGGCAAGAGGAGGAGCAACAGCCGGCGGAGGAAGAGGAAUUCCAGUCGUUCUCCGGAGAGGAGGAAGAGGAGGGAAGGUUAGAGAGGGAGGAGUCCUGGUUCAGCGCCGUCGCCGUUCGUCCGUCUCGGUCGCGGGUCUCUCGGAUCCCGCUCUCUGCCCUGGUGUCUGAGGAGGUUGGGAGUCACAGUAUCGCCAGCAGCAGCUUCAGCGGAGUCUCUAUGGUGGACGGUCCUCGACUGCCCAUUGUGGGAGUGCUGGCAGUGGCGUCACGCAGCGCGGCGGACGCGCUCAGCCGCGUGCAUGGAACGGACGCAUCGCUGAGAGUUCCGCUUAGCCGGUGGGAGGUUGAGGACCAGGUGACACGACUGGGUGGGCAGUUGCCGGUCCAGUUCGGCGCCUUCCUGCCCGCCGUCGACCUCUUCGACGCCGCUGCUUUCGGCGUUAGCGCCCCUGAAGCGGCGCUCAUGGACCCACAGCAGCGCCUGCUGCUCGAGUGUGCUGCGGAAGCGCUCUCCCUCUCGACUCCCUCCGACACCACCGCCACCACAACCACCGCCACUAGCUCCUCUGCCGCAGACUGGCGCCAGCGUGCAGGGGCCUACGUGGGCAUUUCUUCCAUGGACUACAACAAGCUAGCCCUGCGCCAUGUCCCGACCGCAUCUGCCUUCGCCGCCACUGGCGCCAGCCUGUCCGUAGCGCCUGGCCGGCUCUCCUACACCUUUGGCCUGUGUGGUCCCGCCCUCGCCAUUGACACGGCCUGCUCGUCUAGCUUAGUAGCAGCUCACACCGCGCUCAAUGCGCUGUUGCUGGGGCAGGUGGAGGCGGCGGUAGUGGCGGGUGUUAACCUGACGCUAUCGCCGGACACACCGGCCGCCUUCCAGAAGGCGGGUAUGCUGUCGGCCGACGGCCGCUGCAAGACCCUGGACGCUUCCGCUGAUGGCUACGUGCGUGGAGAGGCGGUGGGCGUGUUCCUCCUGAGAGCCUUCCCGGAACUGGAGCAGGACAGCGCUGGCAGUGCAAUAGAAGCGCGGUGGCAGCAGCCCGUCGCGUGGAUCGUCGGUGGCGCCGUCAACCAGGACGGCCGUAGCAGCAGCCUCACCGCGCCCAACGGCCCCGCGCAACAGGCGGUGGUGCGGGCAGCGCUGGCGGAGGCGGGGCUGUGGGCAUUCUCUGUCCGCACGUUGCAGAUGCACGGUACCGGCACACCGCUGGGUGACCCCAUCGAGGUGGGGGCCAUCGCAGCGGUCUUCGCAGAGCCUCAGUCGCCGCCUGGACAGCCGCCAACUCCAACUCCAACUCCAACGCUAAUGCCGCUAACUUUGGCAGCUUCCAAGUCUUGGCUUGGGCAUGCUGAGCCUGGCGCCGGCACGCAGGGCCUGAUCCAUUCCGCCACCGGCCUCAUCCAGCGUGCCGAGCUGGAGCUGCUCCACUUGCGCGCUCUCAACCCGUACGUCACCAGCGCCUUGGACAACACCGGCCCCAGUGCCGCGCUCUUCCGUGCGCCGCGCCAGCUGGGACCAAAGCCACUAAGCCCCAUUCAGCCGCUGCCUCGCAGCCUAAGCGGGGCCGAGGAGGGCUCCGUAAACUUAUCCUCAAACGGCGGCUCGGGUGACCUGGGAGCGGACGAGCUGGCUAUCUGUGGCGUCAGCGCCUUCGCCUUCCAGGGCACCAACGCGCACGUGCUGAUCGCGACCAUGGCUACCGUUACCACCUCUACCAGCCGCGGCGCUGCGGCUGGUGCAGCGCAGGCGCGUGGCUGCGUGUGGCAUCGCCGCCGGCACUGGCUGCACCCGCCGACCACGCGACUACUGCGAUGGGCUGCCGCCGCUCCCCCCGCAGGCCGAGCUGUCGCGCGGCCGCUGUUCUUAUUUGAAACACCGCUGUGUUGGCCAUCCCUGGCACCCAUGGCGGCGGUUUGCUUGCGAAGUCCGGCAACUGGCAGUAGCAGCAGCAACAGCACCCACGUCCUUGCGUCGUCGCUGGCCGUAGCGGUCGCGGCUGCUGCUGCACAGGUCGCGCUGUUAGCGACGGGCGCUGUGGACGGCAGCCCGGGUGUUGCAUUGAUGAAUGGCGUUUUUCGGCUACGCAACGCGGUGCUGCAUCGCGCUGGUGGCGAGCAAAGACCCAAUGCUGAAGUCGCAAGUUCGAUUCCUGAUGCUGACGCUAUUAGAGGGGCUGCACUGCUGUGCACGUUGGAUGGUGCGACGGGUAACUUGGAGGUGGCACUUUCCUCACCAGCUACCAACCUGGUGCCGGUGCCAGUGUUCACUGCCUCAGUCGCGCAGGUAAAGUCCGCACAGUCCGCGAUCCCAGCAAGCAACAGGACCACCAGAACCGACUCUGCUGCUGACGCUUCCAUCGACGCCCCACUGGCUGCACUUGCGGCUGCAAUAUCGGGCUUCUGCGGACGGCACCAUCCACAGCUGCCAGCGCCGGAAUCGCCCUCCCUCUUCAGCAUUGCAACGGCUGGCGGUGCUGUGGACUGUGGUCGUGCUUUGGGCGACGCCAGCGCUCAUGCAGCAGCUGCAGCCGCGGCGGCCAAGGUCGAAGCGGAUGAGGAGCAGGGCGUCCACCUGGCUAGCUGGGUCGCUACCGCCCUGCAGCUCCAGUCCCCAGCGUCCGCUGCUGCUGCUGCCGCCGCGCUGGAGGGUUUUGAGAUAUGCACACUUCCCUCCGUGACCAUUACAAGCGGCAACGCCGCUGCCGAUGCUUCAUGCACUACCGGCUGCGCCCUCCGGGGUCAGGUCCUGUACGGCCCUGAUGUGGUGUUACGUAUUCAGGGCCUGCGGACCGUGGACGUCGUAACCGCCGUGCGAGAUGCCGCUGCCGCUGCUGCCGCCGCCGCCGGCGUUACUGCUAAGAUGGUGAUGGAGGCUGAGAGAAUGGCAGCAGCAGCUGCGGAUUUUGAGGAUGUGGACUGUUUGGACGAUGCGGAGGAGGAGACGCUGUACGUGGUGGAGUGGCAGGUGGACGAGCCUGCAGAGGAGCUGGAUCCAGAGCAACAGCAGCCGCAGGCGGGAGCAGUACCCGCGGGCGGGAGCAGUGCGGCGCUGGGAUGCCCGCCAGGCCGUGGGUUGGACACGCUACCCGGUGUCGCCAAAUCCCUGGCUGCGCUUCAAGGCCUCACAUCCGAUGCGCCAAACAUGCCCCAACUCCAACUCAUGACCUGCGCCGCCCACCAUGACGCAUUGAACUUCCCCAGCCGUAACGUCGCUGCAGCAGCGGCGGCGGUGGCUGCAGCGGCAACCGGGCGGGCCGGCAGCGCCGCUGGCGUGAGCACCGCUGCUUGGGCUCUGUCCCGCACGCUGCUGCAGGAGCGACCUGGGACGUCGCUGAUCGCCUCAGACUCGGCGCCUCUGGGGCCGUGGUUCCGGAGCCAGAUCACCGUCGGUGCCGGCGGCGGGAGCGGUGGUGUACAUAGCAUGCUGGCGGCCGUAGACUGGACGAGCCGUUCCGCCGAGGGCCCCGCCGCCGUGAGCAGCAGCCAAGCCUCCUCAAACAAGUACGGUCAGACUGAUGCAGCUGGCGUUUCAUACACGGCGCGUUUAGUUACAGCACCACGCGUUGGUCCUGGUGCCACCAAAGCUCUGCUGCCAGGAACCCCGGCUUCGGAGCUCAGCUCUUCACUGCCCCGGGAUGGUGUCUACAUCGUCACCGGCGGCUCCGGCAUGGCGGCGGCACAUGUCGCACGCUGGCUGGCGGCGUGCGGUGUACGGCAUGUCCACCUCGUCAGCCGCAGCGGCGCCCUGCCUGCGGGCCUUCUGCCGCUACCACCGCCGCCACUGCUUUCGGCAGCGUCACUAGGCGCGUCUCGAGAACCCAGUCAAGCCUUCAACACAGCCAUUACGGCCUCCAAAGCUGACAUGAGCAGCGCUGAGGCCGCUGCUUGGUUGUUCUCCUCCUCGGCUGGAUCUCCUGGUAUUGACGCCUUGGCGGAAGCCGAGGCCGAUGCACUGGCGCAGCCGUGGCAACCGUUGCCGGUUCUGGGCGUCUUCCACGCCUCCGGAGUACUGGAGGACUCACUGCUACAGAGCGUGACCCUCGCUUCCACCCGUCGCGUCGUCGCCGCUAAGGCCGGCGGCCUAGCCGCAUGGCUGGACGCCGCCGUCCGCCACCCCGCCGCAUCGCACGUGCUGUUCUCCUCCGUCGCGUCACUGCUGGGCUCACCCGGCCAGGCCAACUACAGCGCCGCCAAUGCGCUGCUCGACGCCGCCGCUUUGGCGGCGGCGGCGGCAGGCCAGCCGGUGGUAUCCGUUCAGUUCGGCGCCUGGGCCGGUGCAGGCAUGGCGGUACGGCAUAGCGGUACAGCGGCCCGACUAGAACGCAUGGGGCUAGGCAUGCUGCGGCCAGAGCAGGCGCUCAGCGCGCUGGAGGCUGCCGUAAAUUCCCAGAGCUCUGUAGCAGGGGCGUCAGCCGGUGUAUUUCCCGUCACCGUCGCUAACCCGUUCCGGUGGCGUGCCUUUAUCCGGAACCUCGAGCAGCAGCAGCAGCAGCAGCAGCAACGGGCUUUCACUGCGUCCGCCGGCACCUCGAUGGCUGACUGUUCCAAACCUACACCCGCUUUUUUCUCCGCCUUCGCUCGGCACGCCAUGCCCGCCGCACCCGCCAUCACAGGCUCAGCGGCGGCAUCAGGCGCCGCCCCGGCGACGGCAUCGCCGCGGCCUGCGUCCCGCCGUGCGCAGGUGGAUGUGGAUGUGGCGGCGGUUGUUGCCGCUGCCGUAGGGGAAAUCCUUGGCGGCAGCGGCGCCGCUGCAGCCGACAGUGUCUCACCGCACCAGCCCCUCAUGGCCGCUGGCCUGGACAGUCUGGGCGCCGUAGAGCUCACACGCUCUUUGGAAUCUAGUCUUGGCCUGCAGCUGCCACAGACGCUAGUAUUUGACCACCCCACCAUUGCAGCGUUGACGGAGCACCUUGAGGCUCUACUGAAGGGACCAGAAUUCGCCUUACCGAACGUCACGGCAGGUGUACGCGCACGUGGGGAAGAAGUGGAGACGAGGGGGGAGGUGUAUGCUGGAAGGGCAAACCGCCCUCGGCACUACUACCCACGGGCAGUGGAUGGCGCUGCCUCCGGCACGGUUGCGAUGCGGGGUUCUUCACCGCAAGCGGCGCCUUCAUCAACGGUGCCAGUGGUGGUCAUCAGGUCGCUGGUGCAGCGAAUGCCACAGCCCGUCGGUGUUGCCGCCGACCCUGUCGACUUGGUGCCGUACAGCCGCUGGGACAUCGACGCCAGUCCGGCGCGGGCCCUGGAUGCGCGUUUCGGCGCCUUCCUGCCGGCUGUCGACGUAUUCGAUGCGCAGUUGUUCGGCAUUGCCGACGCCGAGGCGGCGCUGCUUGACCCGCAGCAGCGACUGCUGCUGGAGGGGUUGUACGAGGCCAUGAAGGCGACAACGGCGCCGCCGUCGCCCCUGCUGCCGCAGCGCGGCGCAACCCGAUCCUCAUUGCAGCGCCCGAUGGGCACCUACGUCGGCGUGGCGUCGUCGGACUACGGCGCGCUAGUCAAAGCGCACGGCGGCUCCCCAGGAGCUUUCCACGCUACCUCCAACGCGCUCAGCGUCACUGCGGGCCGCCUGUCGUACACAUUCGGACUGUCAGGUCCCUCUCUGGCGAUCGACACGGCCUGCUCCGCCUCCCUGGUGGCUACCGCCCUGGCGCACCGGGCUGUGCUGGCGGGCGAGGUGCACGAGGCGGCGGUGGCGGGUGUGCACGUGCAGGCCACGCCCACGUCGUCCUCCUACGUUUGGGCAGCAGGCAUGCUGUCACCACAGGGCAGGUGCCAGGUGCUGGACUCAGCCGCGGACGGCUACGUCAUGAUCAUAGCCGCCGAGGCGCCGGGCUCCGUGGCGUCGUCAGCAGCCGAUGCAGCACGCCCGCCGCCGCUGGCGGUGUUGCUGGGCGCCGCCGUCAACCAGGACGGCCGCAGCAGCAGCCUCACCGCACCCAACGGCCCCGCUCAGCAGGCGGUGGUGCGGGCAGCACUGGCGGAGGCGGGACGCGUCGCGGGCGAGCUGAGCCUGCUGUCCAUGCAUGGAACCGGCACCCCGUUGGGCGACCCAAUCGAGGUCAGCGCCUUCGCCGCCGUCCUGUCCUCCUCCUCCGCGCCAUCUCCAUUCGCCUCCCCCACCGUUGGAUCCCAUCCGACCUUUGGACCCGUAUCGCUGGCAGCCUCCAAGUCGCACCACGGCCAUGCGGAGCCCGGUGCGGGCCUGGUGGCGCUGUCGCACGCGGCCCUGGCCCUGCAGGCCGCGUCCCGACCGCAGCUGCUGCACCUGCGCAGCCUCAACCCCAGCGCGGCAGCUGCGUUGGAGACGGCGCAGGCGGCGGCGGCGGCGGGAGGAGUUGUCGGCAGCAUCGGUGACAACAGCAGCGAAGCGGUUUACGGGGCGAUGCUCCUGGCGGCUGGGCGCAGUUUGGGCCCGCUGGUGGCGCCGACAAGCACCACUGUCGUUGCGGAUCUCAAUUCCCACAAACUCUCUUCGGUAGCGGCGGAGACAGCGCUUCUCGCCGGCGUCAGCUCCUUCGCCUUCAUGGGUACGAACGCCCACGUCGUCAUCGCCGCGGCUGCGACAGAGCCCCAGUCCGCCUGCAGUGGCGCUGCCGCGUCGGCAGAGGCAGCAGAGGCUGGCAGCCGCCUGCAGUGGCGCCGCCGUAACCACUGGUGCGUGGCGGCAGAGCCGCACCUCCUCGCGGCGAAGGUGCUGCGGUACAGUACGGCUGCGGCAGCCUCUGUCACCCUGCAGGGUGACCUCUCCCAUCCCCGCCUGUCGUACCUAUGGCAACACGUCGUCUCUGGCAAGCAUGUUCUUCCCGGGGCGGCGUAUAUGGAGAUGGCUACUGCCGCCGCCCGAGCGCUUUUGCUGCCGCACGGCUUCACGGCCGAGUACGGAAGCGGCGACGUUAGUUCGCACUCGGUCGUCAUCCAGGACGCUGCCAUCCCGUCGCCGCUGAUCCUGCCUGCUCUAGGUGGCAGUAGCGGCGGCGGCAGCGGUGCUCCGCUGCUGUACUGCAAGCUGGAUCUGGCCGCCGGUCGGUUGGCGGUCUUCACGAGGAGCCGCCGUGGCGGCGCGCAGACCGUACAUCUACGUGCUUCUGUGGCACUUGUACGACGACAUGAUGCAGCGGCGGCCACAAGGCCCGACGCCGCUACCUCUACCAACAACACCGCAAUGGCUUCUCUUGGAAGAGUCCUAUGUAAUCUCCAAACGGCAUCGCCACCCGCGGCGGCAGAGCAGCCUCUGUCCGUUGCAGGCAUCAGCUGCGGCAACCAGAAGCUACCACAACCGCUUUCGCCGCUUUGGCGACCCGCCGCUACCGCCACAAUGCUACAGCCGCAUCUGGCUGACGACGCCACGGCAGUUGCAUCCUACGCCGCCUGCAGCGACGGGCUGCUGUUGGGCGUCGGGCUGCUCGACAGCUUCUUGCAGCUCGGUCAGGUCUUCAUCCAGCGUGACGACCGUACGGCAGCGUCGGGAAUCUAUGUGCCGUCGGGCUUCGGUGCGUUGCUGGUCCCCACGACCGCGACCGCGGCGGCGGCAGCGGCGGCCUACGCUGCGGCUGGAAGUGGUGGUGGAGUAAGCAACCUGCCGGGCAGUAGCGCCUGCGUUUCACCAAUAAUCAUGGCGGCGAAUGCCGCCGCGGCCGUGGCCGCUUCCGAAGGGUCGGCGCCAGCUGCCGUCAGUGACUACCGGCUGGUCGGCGUUGAUGGCAGCGUUGUGUGUACGAUUGGCGCAAUGCAGGCGAAGCCGCUAGCAAAUCAUCAGUCGAGCAGCGCACCGGCGCGUGGUGGUACUGUGGCGGCGCCUCCGCCGUCCACAUCGGAGGUCGACCUGCUGUACGAAGUCAGCUGGGUGGUGGAUAGGCCGCCUGAUCAGGCGGCGCCGCCGUCGGAGGUUGCCACGCUGAGCCUGGAGUCCGUGCCUAUGGCAAACGCGCCAUCCGCGGCCGUGGCCACGAGCCUUGCCGUACUGCAGCAGACCGCCGCAGCUGCCGCCCCAGCAAUGAUGGGGUCUGCACUGCAUGUGCAAGCACCCACAGGGUCUGCGUUCUUCAGCAUGCAGCCAUGCGGCAGCGUCCUCCAACAAAGUAGCGAACAUGGGGACACGCUGCUUCCUAACGUCCUCGCAGGUGCCGCCCGUACGGCAGCGCUGGAGGCGCCUGUGCUUGACCUCCGCGUGGAGAGUCACAACUGGACCACAACUGACAUGUGCCACCGCCCUGCAGCCGCCGCAGCCGCCGCCGUGCAGAUCAUAAAGCCGGCGGCGUCAAUCGAGAAUAGUGACGUGUACGGUAACUCCAGCGCUGCUGGCUUGGUUGCCGUACCUCGCCUGACGCCAAGUACCCGUCAGCAAGCUCUCGGGCCUCAUCAGCUGUUGCCGCAGCCGAAGGGCUCCCUGGAGAAUCUUCGGCCGGCGCCACUGGACGUGUCGGCCGAGAACCGACCCGCGGGUCACUGCGUUGUGGCGGUCAAGGCCGUGGGCCUCAACUUCCGCGAUGUGCUCAACGUUCUGGGCAUGUAUCCAGGCGACCCGGGAGCCCCGGGCAGCGACUACGCGGGCGUGGUGGCCUCAGGAGCGGGUGCCGGCAGGGCAGUGUUCGGUUUGGCGACAGGCUGCUUGGCAUCGCAUGUAAUGGCCAGCACAGAAACCCUAGCCGCCCUGCCACCAAACGUAGGCUUUGAGGACGGCGCCGCCAGCCCCACUAUUUUCUUAACAGUCGAGGCGGCGCUUGUGAAUGAGGCGUGCGUGACGCCAUCGGAUAGGGUGCUUGUGCAUGCCGGUGCCGGCGGUGUGGGCCUGGCGGCGACACAGGUAGCGGCGGCGCUAGGCGCCACUGUCGUCAGCACCGCCGGCAGCCCGUCCAAGCGCGCGCUGCUGCGGGGCCUGGGAGUGCGCCACGUGUCCACCAGCCGCGAUCUGGGCUUCGUGGAGGAGCUGGCGACCGUGACGGCCGCCCGUGGCGGUGUGGACGUCGUGCUGAACAGCCUGACCAGCCCAGGCAUGGUGUCCUCUAGCCUGGCGCUGCUGUCCCGCGGCGGGCGGUGGGUGGAGAUCGGCAAGCGCGACAUCUGGUCGGCCGCGCGAGUGCAGAGCGAGCGGCCCGAUGCGCGCUACGGCCUACUGGCCGUGGACUUCAUGCCGCCGGAGGUGCUGCACCGACUACUGGCCAGCCUCAGCCGCAAGAUGGCCGCGGGCAUCCUGGCCCCCAUCCGCCGCGUCACCUACAGCCUUGCCUCCGUCGCCGCUGCCAUGCGUCAGAUGUCACAGGCCCGCCACGUAGGAAAAAUCGUACUGAGCGCUGCCUUUGGCGGGCCCAUCGGCGGCGCCACCACCGCCCAGGGCCACAUCUACGGGCCUCGGCAAGGUGCUAUGGCUACAGGAGAGCCCCUGCCAUCAGCAUCCAGUGGUGACGCGAUCCUGGUCACGGGCGGCACCGGCGCGCUAGGCGCCCUGGUGGCAUCCUGGCUGGCCACAACCGCGCCUGGCCUCCGUAUCGUACUCGCAUGCCGUACAGGCAAGCUAUCGGCGGCGGCGGAAUCCGCGGUCGGGCCGCUGGCCGGCCUACACGACCCGGCGUCGCCGCUGUAUGCCACUGCCUUGAGCGUCGUACGCUGUGACGCUGCAUGUGCAGCCGCGGUGGCAGGUCUUGUGCGUGGUGAGCUGGCGGCGGCGGGGCUGCGCCUGGCGGGCGUCAUGCACGCCGGCGGCGUGUUGGCAGAUGCCACACUCGCCAACCAGGGGCUGUCAGGAGCUCGCGCCGUCUCGGCGCCGAAACUGUCCGCCCUAGCCGCGUUGGAGCCCUUCCUCACACUGAGCCCCAGCGCCACAUCGCACGUGCUGUUCUCCUCCGUUGCUUCACUGCUGGGCUCGCCCGGACAGGCCAACUACAGCGCCGCCAACGCCGGACUGGACGCUGCCGCCGCCGCGCUGUCGGACCGCGGGCUGAGUUUUGUCAGCGUGCAGUGGGGCGCGUGGAAGCACGCCGGCAUGGCACUGCAAACGGCAGCCAAGAAUGAGGCGGCAGGUGUGGGAGCACUGGCCCCGGAGCAAGGCCUAAGGGCGCUGGAGGCGGUGUUGGCGGCUGCGGCGCCUGCAGGCUCUGGCAGCUUGCACAGCCCAGUUGUGGCUGUGUCACCCUUCGACUGGCGCCGCUUCGCAGAGCGCACCGCUCCCAAGCCGUUGCCACCCAUGCUUCAGCACCUCAUCCCUACGCCAGCAGCGAAGGCAGGGGCAGAGCACCAGGCUGACCUCAAUGCCAUGGGCAUUGAUGCCGACCGAAGCCGCCGCCGCGGUGGGGCAUCCAGUGGGCGACGCCGUCGUGGAUUGCCUCAGGCUGCGGAGGCCCGCAGCAGCGGCAUGGAUUUGGAGGCCGUGCGGGGAGAGAUCGCCGCUGCCGUGCGUGGCGUGGUGGGUUCAUCUGUUGCCCCCGAUGCGCCGCUGAUGAGCUCGGGCCUGGACAGCUUGGGGGCGGUGGAGCUGAGGAACGCGCUGGAGGGUCGGCUGCAGGUUUCCCUGCCCAGUACUCUGGUCUUCGACUACCCCACCAUCGACGCGAUCAGCACCCUGGUCGCUUCAUCUCUGCAACAGCCGGGCGCAUCCGGUGCAAUGAACGAUGUUGUCCCGCCUACUACUAGUGCGGAGGACCUCAAUGACGACAGCAGUGACGAUAACGAGGCUUACCAUGAUAAUGGACUUAGUGUGGAUGACUUGGCGUCGGAGAUGGACGACAACGGCGACUUUGACAAUCUAGAUGGAUCGGCGUUCAUGCGGCAAGGCACACGGAGGGCCCGGAGGAUCCACGUGGCCCCCGCCCGUGCUGCUGCUACUGCUGCUACUGCCGCGGCCGGCCUGCUUACCGCCAGGCAUGGCCGCGGUGAUGUAGUGGUGGCAGUAUUAGCGGCUGCGCAGGCGGUGCCCGGUGGUGGUGCGGCUCCUUGGCGACAGGACCCAGCCACUGUGCUACACGACGUCGUGUCCGUGGUCCCGGAGCACAGAUGGGAUGUGGAGCGGGCCCUCACAGACGGCCUACCACCGCGCUUCGGCGCCUUCCUGCCGCACCACCGCGUGGCAACCUUCGACGGGGCCGCCUUCGGGCUGAGCGCCCCAGAGGCCGCCAUGAUGGAUCCACAACAGCGACUGCUGAUGGAGCUAGGCUGGGAGGCGCUGGCGGCAUCAGGGGGCACCGAGGCCACCAGUGAAGGCGCAGCAAAGGUCACUGCUGGCGGAUUGGUGUCCUUGACAGCAAUGGCCUCUCAGGCCGUGGGCGUAUUCGUGGGCGUGUCGACUCCUGACUACGCGGACCUUAAGAAGGCGCACACACCCAUCGGCGUGUACAGUGCGACAGGCUCGGCGCUGUCCGUCGCGGCCGGCCGGCUGUCCUUCACAUUUGGCCUGCGGGGCCCAGCGGUGUCCAUCGACACGGCCUGCUCGUCCAGUCUGGUGGCAGCGCACCUGGCGGUUCGCGGCAUGGCGGCGGGCGACUGCGGGCGAGCGCUGGUGGCUGGCGUGCGCACCAUCCUGACACCCAGCCUUUCAGCAAUGUUCCAUACGGCAGGCAUGCUGGCGCAAGACGGCCGCUGCAAGACGCUGGACGCCGCCGCCGAUGGCUACGUUCGCGGCGAAGCUGCAGCCGCCCUCCUCCUCCAAGCUUACAGGCCCAGCGACGAUGUGGCCAACAGGGGGCCAGACGCACGGGCGGUGCAACCAUCGCUGGAUGCAGUUGCCAUCCUUGUCAGCACCGCCGUCAACCAGGACGGCCGCAGCAGCAGCCUCACCGCACCCAACGGCCCCGCGCAACAGGCGGUAGUGCGGGCAGCACUGGCGGAGGCGGGGCUGUCGGCAUUCUCUGUCCGCACGUUGCAGAUGCACGGUACCGGCACACCGCUGGGUGACCCCAUCGAGGUCGGGGCCGCUGCGGCGGUGCUGACUGCCAUCCCCGUCGGUGUCACCAACCUGCGUGAACUCCCGAACGAUCAGCCCCAGGUGCUUCCUCUGACGUUGGCUACUGACAAGAGCGGCAUCGGGCACACCGAGCCCGCCGCGGGCGUUAUGGGCAUCCUCCAUGCCGCCUGGUCGGCCCGUGCAUCAUGCAGCCUGCCAGUGCUGCACCUGCGAACUCCGAACCCACACCUGACGGAGGCGCUCGCUGGUGCAGCCGCCGCCAGUGGCGGCACCGGCAUGGCGCUCCCACGCCAGCCGGCCGGACGCCCAGCAGCAGCAGCAGCAGCAGCAGCUGUGAGUGAAGCGGUGGUAUGCGGAGUGAGCUCCUUCGCCUUCCAGGGCACCAAUGCACACGUGCUGCUCUCACCGACUGAGCAGCUGCUGAAGGCGGCACCAAUGGCGGAGGCGGAGGCGGUGAAGCCUUCGCCAGCGGAUGCCGCAGCGCUGGUACCAGCCUGGCGCCGGCAGUACGCGUACGUGCUUCCACCGUCAUCCUCACUCUGCCGUGCUGCCACAGCUACUACUACCACCGGCCGCAAGGCUACCUUCCAUGUCGACCUGACUCAUCCCGACGUCUCGUACAUGUACGACCAUAUAGUGAACAAUCGGCCGAUUUUCCCCGGCGCCGGCUACCUGGAGAUGGCGGCCGCUGCCGUCCACAUCGCCGGCCAUGGCGCCAAUCCGAGUGUUGCCCUGGCGGACGUGGCGAUCCUCGCGCCAUUGGUCGUGCCGCAGGACACUACCGCCGCAGCGGCGACGGCGCUGCGUGUGGAGAUCUAUACGGAGACUGGCGAGGUCGUAGUGUACUCCGGCGCUACGACGGCUGCGGACUACAGCAAUCCCAAGGGCCGGGGCCGGGGCCGCCGCAAUGGCCAGUCUGCAGCAGCCAGUCAGCCUAGUACUUCCGCCACCGUGCACCUGACUGCCAAGGCAGCACGGCUAGCACUCACAACAGACAGCACAUCGCUGCUACCAGCCACGAGCGCGGCUGCACCCCGCCGCAGAAGCCGUGACGCUGCGCGUGCAGCGGCGCCGACGCCGCUGUCCACCGCCGCGGUGUACGGCGACCUGGCUGCCGCGGGCCUGCAGUACGGACCGGCUUUCCGUCGCAUGCGCAACUUGCACGCUACUGGCGACACAGCAGUUGCAUCAUUGCAGCUGCCGGGCCGUGAGGACCAUGGCGCAUUCCUCAAUCAUCCCGCGGUCCUGGACUGUGCGUUCCAGCUGGGCGCUGUGAUCGGCGCCGCAGGAACAGCAACUGGCGCUGCCGCUGCAUCCAGUACCACGCCGGGCCCACAGCUUAAGCCCCAGAGGCGCACCUUCGUGCCCGUGGCUGUGCAGCUGUUCUGCAUCCGUGUGCCGCAAAUGGGCACGCAAGGUCUGGGUACGGUACAUGCACAAGAACACUUGCCACUGAGGGGGCCGCUGAUGGCGGCUGGAGUGGAAUCGCUCGGGGAGCUCUACGCCGUGGCGUUUGGCAAGACGGAUCCGCGGGAAGACUCGCUAUUCCGUGACGUCCAUCUGUACGAUGUGUACGGCUCGCCGCUCGUCCAAGUCGUAGGACUGGAGUCACGCGCCGUCGGCCGACCCGCUGGCGCUGCCUCCAUGGCGGUGGACACAUCCUCUAAUGCAACCUCUACGCCGACGGCUCCUGGCCCUGCUGUUGGUGCGGCAAGCUCCCCCGAUCCUGGCAUGCUUUACGCAAUUCAGUGGCUGGCGGAAGACGCUGUCGGCGACUUGGACAAGAAUGAAAGCCAGGUUGUGGAGAUUUCGACCAAGAAGAGUACAAGUGCUUCAUGGCUUUACAUGCGGGCGCCCGCUGCCACAGUGAAGCCGUCUUCGCGGCUGCUACUGCCGCACGCGCUCCAGGCCGCCAAAAGCGGCGCCGCCGCCCGUGUGGCCAUUGCGCUACUGCGCAGUCCUGCAGGCUGUGCAGCCGGUGCCAGCUAUCCAACUGGACCCCCCUCCGGCGCGGACGGCUCUGGCUGCGGCUACAGCCUGCAGGGCCUCAUGCGCACUGUUGCACAGGAAGUUGGCAGUAGCACCCGUGUGGACAGCACACAGGUUGACCCGUUAGCGGCUGAUGUAGCCGCCGGGUCUGCAUUGGCUCCUGGCUUGCUGCUAGGAGAGCAAGGCGGAGCGACGGCGCCAGCAUCCCAGAUGUACGACGGCUACGGCACUGGCGCCGCCGGCGCGACACGUUAUGUGCCACGGCUGUUGCCCUCAAGCGUGUCGGCGGCGCCUGCUGCGCCGUACCAAUUGGUACCACAGCCGCGCGGCUCACUCAACAGCCUGGUCCCCGUGCCGCUGGACGCGGAGCUCACAUCUUCCCUGCCGUCGGGCACGGUGCUGCUGCGGGUGCGGGCCGUGGGGGUCAACUUCAGAGAUGUGCUCAACGUGCUGGGGAUGUACCCGGGAGAUCCGGGGGCACCAGGAGGAGACUGCGCGGGCGUGGUGGUGGGUGUCCCAGCAGCUGUGGAAGGAGAUUCGAGCACGCCGCAUUCUUUGGGACGGGCGGUGUUUGGCCUAGCUGUGGGAAGUCUGGGUUCGCAUGUGGUUGCAAGCGCGCAGACGCUGGUGCCCAUGCCGCCACAGCUGACUUUCGAGCAGGCGGCCACGGCGCCCACGGUGUUCGUAACGGUGGAUGCCGCGCUGAGGCAGGCCGCGGCGCUGGGCCGGGGCGAGAAGGUGCUGCUGCCCGCCGCAGCCGGCGGUGUGGGCCUGGCGGCGACACAGGUAGCGGCGGCGCUAGGCGCCACUGUUGUCAGCACCGCCGGCAGCCCGUCCAAGCGCGCGCUGCUGCGGGGCCUGGGAGUGCGCCACGUGUCCACCAGCCGCGAUCUGGGCUUCGUGGAGGAGCUGGCGACCGUGACGGCCGCCCGUGGCGGUGUGAACGUCGUGCUGAACAGCCUGACCAGCCCAGGCAUGGUGUCCUCUAGCCUGGCGCUGCUGUCCCGCGGCGGGCGGUGGGUGGAGAUCGGCAAGCGCGACAUCUGGUCGGCCGCGCGAGUGCAGAGCGAGCGGCCCGAUGCACGCUACGGCCUACUGGCGGUGGACUUCAUGCCGCCGGAGGUGCUGCACGCCGGCCUAUCGCGCGUCUCAGCCGGCCUGGCGGCCGGCCAGCUGCGACCUCUGCCCGGUGCCGUACACGGCCUUGCCUCCGUCGCCGCUGCCAUGCGUCAGAUGUCACAGGCCCGCCAUGUGGGCAAAGUGGUAGUAUCGGCUUCGGCGGGCUCAGUGCACCAAGAGCCCCAUGUCACUCAACUCACGGCUGGGUGCCCCUCUGAGCCUCUCCAUACCGAUGCGGGCAAAGGGCCGCUGCUUUCCGGCCGCAUCCUCAUCACAGGCGGCACAGGCACGCUGGGCAUACUCCUCGCCGAGUGGUUCACACAGCACGGCGCGAAACACGUCCAUCUCCUCAGUCGCACCGGUGCGGUACCAGCCGCUGCCAGCGCGCGGCUGGUCUCCACCGCUGCCACCCACGGCGCCGACAUCACUAUCAGCGCUUGCGACACGUCCAUCGCAGCCGACUGCGCGAUGUUGUCGUGCGACACCCAUGCAAAGCCCGUGACCUUACUCGUGCACGCCGGCGGCGUGCUAUCCGACGCGACCCUGGCCAAUCAGAGCCUUGAGGCGCUACGCAGAGUCCUGGCGCCCAAACAAGCCUCCCUGGACCAUCUCUCCGCGUUGGCGCAGCAGUACCCAGCGGCGUGCCAGGUGAUGUUUUCUUCAAUCGCCUCCUUGCUGGGCGCUCCCGGCCAGGCCAACUACAGCGCCGCGAACGCCGGACUGGACGGCUACGCUGCGGUGUGCACGGCACGAGGCCUGCCGGCAGUCAGCGUGCAGUGGGGCGCGUGGGCGGGUGGCGGCAUGGCGGCUCAUGACGCGCAGACGGCGGCUCGUGUGGAGCGCAUGGGCAUGUCGCUCAUCCAGCCACAACAGGGACUGGCGGCGCUGGAAGGUGUUCUGGCGUCGUUCUCACUUCCAUUGGCCGCUGGACGCCUCAGCAUUCCCGGCCCGGAGCCCAUUAUCGCCGCCAACCCCUUCCACUGGCCUACCUUCCUUCGCCGCCUGCCGGGGCCACCCCCUCUGUUCCUCUCACACUUCUCAACCUCAACCUCGACCGCCGCAGCCAGCAGCACAGUUGCACCCACAACCACCGCAACCAGGCACGGCAGCAAGGCCGCGAGACGACGUCGGCAGCGAGCCUCCUCCUCAGCCGCUGCCGCUACCGGAGCCGCCGCGGUGUUGUCCACGUCCUCUGUGCUUGACACCGUUUCUGAGGUGGCGCGCGGCGUCAUGGGGGUCCCCUCCCUGGACCCCUCCGCCAGCCUCAUGGAGGCAGGGCUAGACAGCCUAGGCGCCGUGGAGCUCCGGAACCAGCUCUCUCGUUCCUUCGGCCUGGAGUUGCCCGCCACGCUGAUGUUCGACUACCCCACGGCUGCGGCUGUAGCGGGCUACGUCCUCACGGAGCUGGAGGCGACCGGCGGCGGUGGCGGCGCCGCCAUCAACCAGGACCGCCGCCGCGGGUAUGACAAGGAUAAGGAGGACGAUGAUGAUGAUGAUAAUGGUAAUGAUGAUGAUGGGGAUGAUUUUGACGACGAGGAUAGCGAUAUGGAGGAAUCCAGUUUUGGGUCGGGCUGGGAGGAGGAGGAGGAGGACGACGAUGGAGUGAAGGCGGGUGUUACUACUGUAGCAGCUCGCGUCGGCCUCCGCCGAGGUGGUGCGGGCGGCCGACAGGCAGUAUCCAGGCGGCUUGAAGGCGGUCGCGCGCGUGCCACGGCGGUGGUGCUACUGUCCGGCAUCAGCACCCGCUACGCCGGCGGCAUCACCGGGCUGCGGCAGCUGCACGCGGCCAGCCGGGACAGCACGGAGUUACAUGGCCCGCCGCCGUACGGCCGCUGGGACCCAGACCUUGCGUUCCUUGCUCGCGUGGACGGCGUAGCGACACGGCUGGGUACGUUUGUGAGCGAUGUACACGAGUUCGACGCGGCGGCGUUCGGGCUGAGCGACGGCGAGGCAGCGCUGAUGGACCCGCAGCAGAGGCUGCUGCUAGAGGAAACGCUGGCUGCCUUCACUGACGCGGGCAGAUCUGCUGGAUCACUGGCCGGCACCUCCACGGGCUGCUACGUCGGCUGCAUCUGGCUGGAGUACGGCGAGCUGCUAGCGGGCCCCGGCGGCGCCAAGGCCGGCAGCGCGCAGGCCGUCACCGGCAACGGACUGGCCUUCAUGGCGGGACGAGUAUCGUACACGUUCGGCCUGACUGGCCCGUGCAUUCCGACCAACACCGCCUGCUCCAGCUCCUUGGUGGCCGCACACCUGGCGGCGGCCAGUAUCCGCACCGGCGAAUCGGCUGUAGCCGUUGCUGCCGGUGUCAAUGCGAUGCUACUGCCACGCGGCGCCACAGCUGCCAUGACCCGUGUCCAGGCGCUGUCACCUGACGGUCGCUGUAAGGCCUUUGGCGCAGAGGCGGACGGAUACGGCCGUGGCGAGGGCUUCACCACCCUGGUAAUGGAGGCUGCAAAUGCUGCUGCUGCUACUACAGGCCUUGCCCCCGCUACUACAGCCACCACUGCCGGGACCGUCGCUGCUCGGCGCGCUCACGCCGUCUUUGCCGGCUCAGCAGUGAACCAGGACGGUCGCAGCAGCGGCUUGACGGCGCCGCACGGUCCUAGCCAGACCGCGCUGGUGGCGGCGGCGAUGGCGCAAGCGGGCACGGCCGCACUGGCUUUCACGGCCACGCACGGCACGGGUACGCCGCUCGGCGAUCCUAUCGAGAGCAACGCACUGCGCAAGGCGCUGCUACCGUUGGCGGAGCCUCGGGCAGCGGAAGCAGUGGCGCCGGGCACGUCGCGGACGACGGUAACUUUGGGCGCGAUCAAGGCCCUAACGGGUCACUUGGAGGGCACUGCGGGCCUUGCGGGGCUAAUGCAGGCGGUAAUCUUCCUGACGGAAAUGUCCACGCCGCCGCUGCGUUACCGUAACAUCAACCCGCACGUCGCCUCCACGCUCGGCGACGGCGGCGGCGCCGCCGCUACUGGGAACAGCCUGGCGGCACGACUGCCGAUUCAGGCCAGCCCAGCCGUGGACCUUGGCGCCGGCGUCCACCCGGGGGCCGCCGCUUUCGCUGGCACCAGCUCCUUUGGGAUGAGUGGUGUUAACGCCCACGCGAUCGUACGGUUGUACGAGAAUGAUGCAGCGGCUGGCGUUGAUGGUGAUGGUGGCUCUCAGCACAGCGCAACGUCGCCACCGUGGUUGGCAACGCUGUCGUGGCGACGCCAGGACUUCCAGCGGCUGCUGCCCCUGCCGCUGGGUCACCCGUUGGCAUACACCGCCAGGCUGGCGGCGGCGCCGCCUGGCGGCACCGUCGGAACAAAACUAGUGGAGAUUGUGCUGCCAUUACCGUCGCCGCAACUGUCAUACCUGUACGACCACGUCGUGGGUGGCAAGCCACUCUUCCCCGGCGCCGGCUACCUGGAGAUGGCGAUGGCGGCCGCUGUCGCGGCGGCGCCCGCUGCAACGGCAGCGGCAGGCCUAGUUCUGCGUGACGUCCGAUUCGCGGCGCCAUGUGUGAUGCCAUCGCCGCUUCAUACAGCAGCUGCCGCCGGGGCGGGUGUGACGGCGUCGCCGCAAUCCCUGGAGCUUGCUGCCGUACUGGACACGGCGUCGGGGGUUGUACGUGUGGUCUCACGCGCCGCCGGCGGCAACGCUGCACGGCAGCAACCCGGCAACGCCGCCAUGCACAUGACGGCGCAAGUAGCCCAGCUGUACUCGCCGGCGCUGGCUUCUCCUGCACAGUCUGUGUCCACCGAGUCGCGUCUGACCUCCAGGACGGCCACCACCCGUCCUGCUGGGGCCAUGUCCAUGGAUGCCAUGCGUGCCCGGUGCCCGGUGCCGAUGGCCCCCGCAGCGGUAUACGACAAUAUGGCAGCCGCAGGACUGCAGUACGGCGCCGCGUUCCGCGGCCUGCAGGCCGUGCACACGGAUUUGCGGGGUAGCCUCGCGGCGGGUCGGCUGACAACGAUGAUGGCGAAUGAGCACCAGCGAGACGGGUACUUCGUACACGUGGCUUCUCUGGAUAGCGUCUUGCAGCUGGGCGCGGUGGUAGGCAGCGGCAGCAACACCGCCGCCGUUGGAAGCCGCAGCGGCGGCGGCAGCGGCGCCUAUGUGCCCGCCUCACUGCAGGCCUUCACGGUAUCUAUCUCGAGUCGUGGCGCCAGCAUGGCGCGCGCCGGCGGCGCCGGCGAGGAGCCGUUAUUCUGUGUGGCGGAGGACGCUUCCGCUGGCGGCACGGCAGCCACCGGCACGCACCGAAACCACGUGCUGGUUGACAGCUCUGGCGCUGUGCUGUGUGCGCUGGACGAUUUGCAGGCUAAGCCGAUCGGCAGCGGCGCCAGCGCCAGCGGCAGAACAGCCGCCAACAACAAAUCCAUGACCUCAGAACAGACAGGGAGCGGUGCUCCGACACAAGAUGACUGCAUGCUUUAUGACGUGACUUGGGUGACGACAGAGCCCAGCACCGACAUUGAUGGCGGCGGCUACAACUGCGCCGCUUUGCAAGUGUCCCCAGCGCCGCCGCCGACUGGAUACGAGGGUUCCUUGGUGCCGUACACCGCAGCGGCGAUGGCAGCGUUGCAGCAGCUCAGUGCCGCCGGCGCGGCUGGCGCAAACCUGCAGUUGGCGGACGCGGCUCCGCCACGUACGGAUGGGCUCCUGUGCAGCGGAAGUGCUGCUGCCACCGCGACCGUAAGCUUGGCGGCCGCGUCCUUGGGGGGUAUGGCUCGCACGUACAACGCGGAGCAUCCGUCGCGCGGCCUCACGCUGGGAAGCACAGCCCGCACAGCUGCCGGAAGCAGCGCUACCGCAGCCGUAUUGCGGCUACAGGCCCCGUCACCAGGACCAGAUACUGGCGCUACAAACGAUGGUUACGGCUUAUCCGUGCAUGCCGGCAUCGCACGGACGGCCUUGCUCCUGCCGUCGAGGAGUGCAGCGGCGGCGUCUGCUGCGCCGUACCAAUUGGUACCACAGCCGCGCGGCUCACUCAACAGCCUGGUCCCCGUGCCGCUGGACGCGGCGCUCACAUCUUCCCUGCCGUCGGGCACGGUGCUGCUGCGGGUGCGGGCCGUGGGGGUCAACUUCAGAGAUGUGCUCAACGUGCUGGGGAUGUACCCGGGAGAUCCGGGCGCACCCGGCAGCGACUGCGCGGGCGUCAUUGUCGCAGUUGCGAAAGGUGUGGCGAAGGUGGCGGAGAGUCAGGUCUCAGCAGGCGUAUCCACGGAUACCAUGGCGUUGGCCGGGCGCGCCGUUUUCGGGUUGGCCACUGGUAGCCUGGGUUCGCAUGUGGUUGCAAGCGCGCAGACGCUGGUGCCCAUGCCGCCACAGCUGACUUUCGAGCAGGCGGCCACGGCGCCAACGGUCUUCGUAACGGUGGAUGCCGCGCUGAGGCAGGCCGCGGCGCUGGGCCGGGGCGAGAAGGUGCUGCUGCCCGCUGCAGCGGGCGGUGUGGGCCUGGCGGCGACACAGGUAGCGGCGGCGCUAGGCGCCACUGUCGUCAGCACCGCCGGCAGCCCGUCCAAGCGCGCGCUGCUGCGGGGCCUGGGAGUGCGCCACGUGUCCACCAGCCGCGAUCUGGGCUUCGUGGAGGAGCUGGCGACUGUGACGGCCGCCCGUGGCGGUGUGAACGUCGUGCUGAACAGCCUGACCAGCCCCGGCAUGGUGUCCUCUAGCCUGGCGCUGCUGUCCCGCGGCGGGCGGUGGGUGGAGAUCGGCAAGCGCGACAUCUGGUCGGCCGCGCGAGUGCAGAGCGAGCGGCCCGAUGCGCGCUACGGCCUACUGGCGGUGGACUUCAUGCCGCCGGAGGUGCUGCACGCCGGCCUAUCGCGCGUCUCAACCGGCCUGGCGGCCGGCCAGCUGCGGCCUCUGCCCGGUGCCGUACACGGCCUUGCCUCCGUCGCCGCUGCCAUGCGUCAGAUGUCACAGGCCCGCCAUGUGGGCAAAGUGGUAGUAUCAUCUUCAGCCAGUGUUGUCUCGGGUGGUAACAGUGUCAAUAUGACCCAUGGGUCCGUCCAUUGCGGAUCCGCGCUGGUGCUGGGCGGCACAGGGACCCUUGGUACACUAAUAGCCGGGUGGCUGGCGGAAGCCGGCGUUCGCCGAGUAGUGCUUCUCAGCCGCACCGGCAAGCUCUCUGGAGAAACUGCCGUGACGCUGCUGAACGCCGCUCGUGCGAGCCACGGCUGCGAGUUGACCGUGCUCGGCUGCGAUGGCUCCGUCGACUCUGACGUCCGAGCUGCCGUAGCAACCGCGGCAGCACACGAGCCCAUCGGCGCUGUCUUCCACGCCGGUGGCGUGCUCCAUGAUGCCACGUUCGGUAGCCAGACUCUCUAUGGUGUUCGCGCCGUACACGCCGCUAAGUCGGCUGCCACCGCUGCCGUGGCGGCUGCGGCUGCCCUGCAACCCUGUGCAUCGCACGUGCUGUUUUCCUCCGUUGCUUCAUUGCUGGGCUCACCCGGCCAGGCCAACUACAGCGCCGCCAAUGCCGGGCUGGACGCUGCCGCCGCGCUGGCAGCCUCUCAGGGCCUGCCGGCAGUCAGCGUGCAGUGGGGCGCGUGGGCGGGUGGCGGCAUGGCGGCUCAGGAUGCGCAGACGGCGGCUCGUGUGGAGCGCACGGGCAUGGGUUUUGUGAUGCCUGCCGCUGGCCUUGCUGCGCUGGAGGCCAUUCUGGCGGCGCUCGGCGGCGGUCCCGCCGCAACUGGCGGUGUCGUCGCUGCAGUUCCGUUCCUCUGGCCGGCGUUCUUGUCUAAAUUCCGUGGCAGGCCACUUCCGCCACUGCUGUCGUACAUGGCAUCUCUGCAUGGGACCACUGGCGACGAUGGCGCCGGCGCGACAGCUGGCGCUGUCAGCAAGGCCAAGAGCAAAAGCGGGAUUACAAAACAGGAAGUGGAGGCGGCUGUUCAGGAGGCCGUGCGUGGCGUGGUGGGUUCCUCUGUUGACCCCGAUGCGCCGCUGAUGAGCUCGGGCCUGGAUAGCUUAGGGGCAGUGGAGCUGAGAAACGCGCUGGAGGGUCGAUUGGGGCUGCAGCUGCCGGGGACCCUGGUGUUUGACUACCCCACUCCUGCAGCUGUCUCGGACUUCAUCGCCGGGCAGCUGGGGGCAGGCUCUGCUAGCGACGACGCGGACAACGACGCAGGCGCAGACGGCGCUGGCGCCGGCGUGCUGCCGGCGCCGCUGGCCACUGGGCCUGGCAGUCUCGCACUCGCGGCCUCUGCUGCGGCGGCGCCGCAGCUCGUGGGUCUCAUGGGCAUCUCCUGUCGUUCACCUCAGGAUGCCAUGGCUUGCUUAGAACCCCUUGACGCCAUCACGAAGGUGCCGCUGGGUCGCUGGGAUGUGGACCGGUUGUGGCACGCCUCCGGCCACGCACACGCGCGCUUCGGCUCUUGGUUGCCAGAUCUGGAUCUCUUCGAUGCCGCGGCCUUCGGCAUCACCGGCCCCGAGGCAGCACUGAUGGACCCGCAGCAGCGCUUGCUGCUGCAUGUCGCCCACGAGGCUUUGUCCGAGGCUGCGGCGGCGAUGUCAGCUGUGAUGAUGCCGGCGGCUGGCAAAAAGCAGGCUGCAGGCGGAACGGGUGCGGGUGCGGCUGGAGGUGGCGGUGCGGGCGGGCCCUUGGGUUCCUUGGGCGCCGCCACUGCGGUUGCUGUCGGCAUUGCCAGCGCAGAGUACACCAAUUGGGUAUGCCGGCGCGCCGGCGUGGGUGCCUCCGCCUACGGCCGCUUGUCGUACAUGUACGGCUUUACCGGCGCCGCUGUCAGCGUCGACACGGCCUGCUCAUCUAGUCUGGUGGGUGCCCAUUGGGCGCUCCGGGAGGUGUUGAUGGCUGCGGGCGGCUGCCGGGCGGCUGUGGCGGCGGGCGCGGGUGUACUGCUCAGCCCGGAGCCCACUGCCAUGUUCCAGAAGGCGGGUAUGUUGUCGGCCGACGGCCGCUGCAAGACCCUGGACGCUUCCGCUGAUGGCUACGUGCGUGGAGAGGCGGUGGGUGCACUGGUUCUGGCGGCGUUGUCUGCCGCAGCAGGAGAAGGAGCACGAGCAAGCGAAGUUUGUUUGGCGCUGGUGCGGGCAUCGGCCGUCAACCAGGACGGCCGCAGCAGCAGCCUCACCGCACCCAACGGCCCCGCGCAACAGGCGGUGGUGCGGGCAGCACUGGCGGAGGCGGGACUGCUGCUUUCAGGUCCUUCAGUCUUCCAGAGUCUUCUGGCAAUUCGUAAUCCAGCCUGCCAAAUGACAUGCGCUGAGAUGCACGGCACCGGCACGCCGCUGGGUGACCCCAUCGAGGUGGGCGCUCUGGCCGCGGUAAUGCAGCCAGUACCGGGCGCCAGGUCCGGCACUUCCCGCGAGCUGCCGUUGGCGGUCGCUGCGGCCAAGUCCAAGAUUGGCCACACGGAGGCCGCCAGCGGCGUCAUGGGACUCACACACGCGCUGGCGGCGCUGCGGAUGCAGCAACUGCACGCCACAUUGCACCUGCGUGCCGUCAAUCCCCAUCUGACGACGGCACUGGCUGGCGGCGGCGGCGGCGGCGGUGGCGCAAGUGGAGAGGAAGGCGGCGGGGGCGGCAGCGGCUGGAUGCUGCCUCGCGCCGUGGCUGGCCAUUCGCUGCCGUUCUCAUGCGAGGCGCUGGUAACGGGUGUAAGCGCCUUCGCUUUCCAGGGCACCAACGCGCACCUGCUGCUGCAACGCUCCGCGUCUUCUGAACCGCCCUCCUCCACUGGCUCCAGCAGUCUCGCGGUUGGCUUCCCCGCCGGAGCCGGAGCCGCUGCUCCGGUCUCUUGGCGGCAACAGAGCCUAUGGGUGACACCGCCACCCAGCUUACUGCUCCCGUGCCUUGCCCACGCCAGCGGUGGUCUCUCAGUCCGCAGUGGGCCAUCGUCGUCGUCGUCGUCGUCGUCCGUGUUGGCGGCCUUUGAGUGCGAUCUAAGCCAGGCAAAACUGGCCUUCUUACGCAAUGGCUUCUCCUGGCAGGCUGCAAGCGGCGUCGGCGGCGGCGUCGGCGGCGCGGUGCUACCUACCGGUUUCCUGUUGGAGAUGUGCGCCAGUGCAGUGGCCAUGCUACAGCUUCCACAAGGGCUCGUCGCAGCGGCAGACCCUGCCGGCGCUGCAACUGGUGCUGCUGCUACAGCCGUGGAAACAGCGCUGUCGGAUGUAAGGUUCCAUGCCCCUGUGGACGUGGACAAGUUGCUGGUGCUGUCGCCGCCGACGGCGGCGGUGCACGCCACCAACGGAUUGCUGACGUGCGUCGUCCGUGCCGGCGGAGCCCUGGAGGUGCUCACUCGCCGCGAAGACGGCACCGUAUUGCUACGCCACCUCACGGCCACAGUGGUGGCCUUGGGGCGUGGCGCGGCGGCAGCCGCUACCCACACAAGCCCUGCUACGCUCGAGGGACUUGCACUUGGAACCGGAGCCGGAGCCGGAGCCGGAGAGGCGAGCGGUACACAUUCAGACAGCGGCCUGGCAAAGCUGGGUAGAUGGAUAUCCGGAUUGUCCGGGCAAGCUCCUGCCGCAGCGGCGCCGCUGCCGGCGGCGACGGCGUCGAUCGCGCCUGGAAGGUAUCUGGAAGAGAUGGAUGCGUUCGAGUCAGCCGCCGGCGGCAUUUUCGGGCUCCCCUGCGCCCUGGAAGCCGCCAUGCAGCUGCAGGGCGUCUGCCGAGUCGGAGGUGCUAGCGGCGGAGGCGCCAUGCAGGUGGUUUCAUAUAUCGCCGCUUGCCGCUUGCCGCGGCGCCGCCCGGCUGCGACUAGUGGAAGCUGCCGCAAUGGCGCUGGAGGCACGGGUGGUGCAAUGGAGCUCUUCGCUGGUGCAGCACUAUCCGGAUCUACGGUCUGCAACCUGCAGCUUUCUGGCAGCGUGCCUAGCACUACUGCGGCCUCCACCUCUGCCAAGGAGGCCGCAGCCGCAGCUGCCAUCUGGUCGCUAUCCGGUGUUCACCUCAGUGCAGCGGUGCCAUCUUCCGCUGGGCGGCGACACCACGACUUCGCUACCGCUGCCGUCACCGACAGUACGGCAACGGCAGCGGCAGCGGCAGCCGCUUCCGAGCUUGGAACCAUCUGGGACGCUGAGGCGCUGCGGCGGCUGGUGCGGGAGGCCGUGGCGGCGGCAGUGGGUGAGGCCGUGGACGAUGACGCGCCUCUGAUGGAGGCGGGUCUUGACAGCCUGGCGGCGACUGAGCUGCGGAACGCAUUGCAGUCCGCAGUACAGGUGCAGCUGCCUGCCACGCUUGUGUUUGAUUAUCCCACCACCACCGCCAUUUCGGGCUUCCUGCUCGACCAGAGCCAACAGCAGCAGCGACGGGGCCGCACAAGGGCCACCCCGACAGCGGGCCCGGCCGAUGCUGGCCGCCACCGCCGGCGCGGCGGCGCCGGCACUGUCGUACUCGUGGCCGGCAUGUCCUCUCUACCAUGGUCCCUGCUUGAGCCCGCCGCCGCGUCCGGCGGCGACGGCAUCAACGCAGCACCGCUCAGCCGCUGGGAUGCUGCCGACCCGCGGGUCUGUGUAAUCGGUGGCGGCGCCGCUGCGAGCGCGCAGCUGCCCCCGCAGUUCGGUGCCUUCCUGUCGGGAGUGGAGCUCUUCGACGCUGCGCUGUACGGCAUUAACCCCGGGGAGGCGGCGACGCUGGAUCCGCAGCAGCGGCUGCUGUUGCGUGCGGCACUCGAGGCGAUACCCGCGGGCGGCUCUUUGGCUGGGCUGCUGGGUGCGGAUGUGGGCGUGUUCGUGGGCAUCGCGUCAAGCGACUACGAGGCACUAGGACAGCGCCAUGGCGUGCAGAUCGGGCCCUACUCCUUCACCGCCGCCUCCUCUGCCGUCGCUUCCGGUCGCCUGUCCUACACGCUCGGCCUGCGAGGUCCGUCGUCGUCCGUUGACACCGCCUGCUCCAGCUCGCUAGUGGCGACGCACCUGGCGGCCGUCAGCCUGGCUGCGGGCGAAUGCAACGAGGCGCUGGCAGCGGGCGUGCAGCUGAACCUGGUGCCGCAGUCCACUGCAAUGGUGGCGGCGGCAGGGCUUCUGGCAGCAGACGGCCGCUCGAAGGUCAUGGACGCAGUCGCCGAUGGUUAUGGCCGCGGUGAGGCUUGCCGGGCGAUAUGGCUCCGUGCAGCUGACGACUGCGCCGGCCGCACCGUCACCAACGCCAACAGCGGCUGCCUGGCUGUCCUCCUGGCGUCGGCCGUCAACACCAACGGCAAGUCCAGCGCGCUGACCGCACCGCACGGCCCCACUCAGCAGCAGCUGCUGCUGACGGCACUCCGCUCAGGUGGUGUGGCGGCCGCGGAGGUGACGGGCCUGCAAUUGCACGCCAAUGGCACGCCGCUGGGCGACCCCAUCGAGGUUGGUGCCGCCGCCGCCGCGUACCUAACCGCUGCGGGCGACGAUGCGUACGGCAGUGGACGUCGGAGGCAGCCGUUUGCCUGGGUCAGCGUUAAGGGCUACGGUGGCCACCAAGAGGCCGCCGCCGGUGCCGUCGAGCUGACGGAGACUAUUGCUUCCCUGCAGCGUCGCGCGCUGCCGCCGGCGUUUAACCUGCGGUCGCUCAACCCGCUGGUUGCGGCGCCGCUGGAGGCGUUCAGCGACGGCGGUGGCGGCGCGCUUGUGGCACGGGGCGGCACGCUGGGCCUGCCGCUUGCGUCAGCAGAGCUCCCGGCUAUCUUCGGCGUCAGUUCCUUCGGCGCCCAGGGCACCAACGCCCAUGCGCUGCUGUCGUUUGCACCACCGCCGCCAUCGGCCGCCGGCUCACUAGAUACCGACGCCACACAGCUUGGAGCCGCAGCUUCUGCGGCUGUGACGCAGUGGGCGGAUGGUGGCCGACGAUACUGGGUGUUACCGGAGCCGCAGCUGCUGGUUCAGUCAUGCCGCGUCGUGCGCACACGGCGUCACGGAUACCCCCGCGCGACGCUUCUCGGCCGUCUGGAUCAUCCGUCGCUGGCGUAUCUUUGGGAUGGUAUCCCUGCGGAUGCAGGACGCAAUGGCGGCGGCACUGGCGGUGCCAGCCGCCGCCGGCCCCCGCCGCUCCUCGCCAACUCCGCCGUGUUGUCGGCUGCCGCUGCCGCCGUACGGCUUCUCCUGUCGACACCCGAAGGCGCGGGUGAAGGUUUCAUCCUGCAGGACGUUGUCAUGUCCUCGCCGCAGCCACUGCCCGGCCGCAUCAUCGCCACCGGCCAACCGCCCGUGCCUGAAUUGCGCAUUACGCUGUCCAGCGCCGGCGGAGGCGGCAUGCUGCUCCGUGUCUUUGUCGAUGACACCGAGCAACUCCUUGCCCGCGUGGUGGACGCGCCUUCGCUAGGCGGCGGCGGCGCCGCCGCCGCCGCCGAGGAGCAACCGAACCCAGCAGGCGGGCAUAGCCACGCCAUGCGCCACGAUGCAGCGGUCACUUUGGAUGACCCCACCAACCUCCUCCCCGCCGUCAGGCCAGCUAAGGCGCCGUCGGAGGACCGUACACGCCUCAUGGCGCUGCUACAUGCACUCCAGCUUGGCGGAGCUCCGCUCCAUGCAACCACGCCUGCUGUGCUUUCUACCGGUGCAAUGACGAUGGUAGUGGUGGCUGCCGCGGACUGCGAGCCGGCAUCCGAUGGACAGCCCCUGGAGCCGCGCGCCCUGGAGUCUGCAUUGCAGACUGCUGCGCUGUCCGCUGCCGUCAGCGGCACAGCCGCUGCGCCGUGCUACCUGGCACGCAUUCGUGCCGUGCAUGUCGCAGGUCGCAGUGCCGCCGCCACCGCCAGGGGUGACGGCUACAACGCCUGCCGCGGCACGUGGUUAUCAUUGGAAGCAGGUCUCGCGGCCGGCGUCCCCUCCGCCGCAAGCACUGGGGACGCUGCCGACGCUUCACCCGCGCCGCCACCGUCCAUCCACAUCCGCAGUGCCUCUGUUAAGUCAGUCGCCGGCGCCCCCAACGCCCCGACGUCGCCGGCGCUGCGGCUCAGCGGCGUGGUCAUGGUGCCUGUCGAUGCGGCGACCCCCGACGUCGCCCGCGCUGUCGCUGCCGCCGCCGCUGAUGACGACGCCGUCGGCAACGCCGACGGUAACGAGGCCUCCGCGGGCGCCGGCCCCGCCGUCGAUCCUGCUCUCCUUGCCAUGUCGCCUGAGGAGCGACAGCUCCAUUUGGCAGGCCGCAUUAUGGCCGAGGUGCGUGCGCUGGUCGGACGUCCCGUACAUCCCUCCGAGCCGCUCAUCUCGGCAGGUGUUGAUAGCCGCGCGGGCAUGGAGCUGCGUCGCGGCUUAUCGGAGGCGCUGGGCGUGGCGCUACCGGUGACGCUGCUGUACGACCAUCAAUCAGUGGAGGAGAUCGUGGGCUACAUCGAGGGGCAGCUGGGUCGGCUAUCUGGCGACCAGCAGCAGGACGCCGACGCUGAUGGCGAUACCAUGUCUUACACAUCCGACGAAGACGGAGACCGUAAUAUCGAAGAUGAAGAUGACGGUGAUGAUGAUGAGCUUUCAGAUGGAGAGGAGCGGGACGGAGAGCAGCGCCGCCGGCAGCCGCGUCGGCGGCAGCGUCGGCGGCAGGCCGCCAUCACGGCCGGCGCCGCCAGCAGCGACGCUGCUACGCCUUCCAACCUGCUCAAGGUGCUGCGGCCUCCAUCCACUCCACGACCGCUGUUCCUGGCAGCUCCAGGGGUGGCCAACGCGCAGUCGGCGUACUUCUCCUUCUCAUCCUUCCUGCAGUGGGCGGAGCAGCCCAUCUACGUCUUGGACAAGGACAAUGACCUGGAUAUUCAGAGCCUGGCCCGCCGCAACGCCCUGGACAUUUUGGCGGUACAGCCGGAGGGGCCUUACCUUAUUGGGGGCCACUCGUACGGCGGUGCAGUGGCCAUGGCCAUCGCUCUGCUGCUGGAGGAGUGGGGCCACGACGUGGGACUGGUGGUCAUCAUGGACACACCGCGGCCGGAGCAGGUUCGGACGCUGCAGCCUGACGCCGCCGAGUGUACGGAAGAGGACGCCCUGGAGCUCAUGGAAAUGAUUCUGGGGGCGCUGGGUCGGGACGCCAUCGGACUGGGAUCCAGCAUUGUGCACCCGCGCGAGAGCGAGGAGUGGAAGGCCAUGAGCCUGGAUCAGAAGUAUGAGUUUUUUGCGCCUAUUUGGCGUGUGAUGCGGGACGAUGCUAUGCCUGUCGAGGAGGUGAGGCGACAGGUCGAGCACGUCGCGCUGGCGGUCAAGCAGGGCAGUCAGAUUUCCGAUAUGCGGCGCCACCGCUUCGUCGGACGGCUGCUAGGCGCACGUGUGUUGUACUUCAGGGCGGCUGUGCCAGGCGCGUGCGACUAUGUCAACGAUUCCAGGUUCUGGAUGUAUGCCCAUGGCAUUUGCUGGCACGACCUGUGUACGGAUCUACAGGUUAUUGAUGUGCCGGGUGACCACUUCAGCCUGCUCCGGCAGGGCGUACGAGACAUGUCGUACAUGGUUUCGGCGCUCAAACAGUACCUGGGUACGUUCGGCUGGGCGGAGACGCUGCGGCGCGACGGUGGUGGCGGUGGUGCGGGUGGCGGCUGGCAGCUGCCGGCUGAGGAGGUGGGUGGACUGGCCGAGUACCUGGAGCGCAUGGGCGUCGACGCCGGAAGGGCACACCAGCUCGCGGGUACGGCACCGCACGCGUCCGGCAGCGGCGCCGCCCCCGCCGCCGCCGGCGGCGGCGGUGGCGGAGCCCAUGGAGGCUUGAUGCCACCACCCGUCGGUGCGCCUGCCGCCGGCAGCUCAGCUGCAACAGCAUUGCCGCUCAACAAGGCUGCCACUGCCGUCAGUACGGCUACGGCUAAGGCCGCUGUUAAAACCGCAGGAAGAGCUCGAGGUGCCGCAAGCCGGGAACCCGUGGGUCAGUCUCUGGAUGGCGUGGACGUCAUCUUCGUGAUCGGUGACGCCGGACCGCGCCUGCCGCCGGCGCUCGAGGCGGCUGUAGCAGGGCUGCAGUCCCCCUGCUACAAACUGCAGCUACCGUCCAAUAGCUCCCUGUCCCAGCUUCGCAGCGUGCAAGCCCUAGCGGCGGAGCUUUGCGCAGCCGCCAGGUCCGCCGUCGCGCCUCUAUUGCGUCCCGCUGGUGGCGCCAGCACCGUCGGCACCGCCUCAUCAUCAGCUACAGCUACUGCCGGUGGCAGCGGCCGCCGGCGCGCAGCGCCGGCAUUGCGGCAGACUGCCGCUGGGCCCGCCGCCGCCGCCGCCACCACCAGCACUUCCGGUAUGAACGGCGGCAGGACCUUGACGGCCGCCGUGGUUGGCGUCGGCUUCGCGGCGGCAGUAGCUUACGAGGUGGCGGUGCAUCUACAGGCGGCCCCGUCCGCCGACGCCGCCACAGGUGCCGGAACCGCCUCCAACCCCGCGGCCUCCGGCGGCGGCGGCGGCAGCAGCAGCGGCGGCGGCGGCGGCUUGACGGCGACGGUGCUGCUGCUUCUGGAAGACCCGCGACUGCGGCGGUGCUGUGAGGUGGUAUCUCAGCCCUGGUUCCAGCUGCGUGACUGGGUGGCGGAAUGGCGCCAGGACCUGGACAUGGCGGAGUUUGCGCUGGUGGGCCGACUGCUCGAGGAGCAGGGGCAUUCUGCCCAAAUGGACUACGUGGGGGGUUUGGCUCCCCCCGGCGUGUCGAAAGCCCAGUGGGAUCUCCUCGCGGAGGAACAGGCCCGGGCCGCCAACGGCCGUACAGGGUACGGCUGGGAGGAGAUGCAGUACAGCUGGGCUGUGCUGUACGGCAUGGCUGAGGCGCUGCAGAACCAACCCGAGGCUCAGCUCGAGUACCUGGCCCGCUACCGCCCCACCACCACCACCACCUCCACCACCUCCACCUCCACUGCCCUCAUGGACGAGGACACCUGGGAUGUGACGGUACGGGACACCUUGUGGACCGGCUCCUACCUCAAGUCCAUUGCACACACACACAAACCCGAGGUGCCCUUCCUGGGUGAGACCGUCUUCCUGCACUCGGCGCCGCCCUCAGCGAGUGUGAUCAGCGGCAGCGUGAGGGACUUCACUGCAGGCUGGGCGGCGGGGGCUACAAGGUCGUUCGCGAUGCUCGUACAGCCCGUACGCAUGGUACGACUGGAAGACAAAACCGCCACGUCCGCUGCCGCGCCGGGGCCGCCGUCGGUGGAUCCGGUCACGGACGGCGGAGCGGCGGUGACGACGGCGGCAGUGGCGCCGGCGGCAUCGCCGCCGCCGCCAUUGUCGGCCGGUGCACCUUUCUUGCAACUUACGACGGUGCAGCUGCAGCAGCUGCUAACACAAGCGGCGGGCUGUUACAGUCGUGUAGCGGGCAUGAGGCAGCAGCUGGCGACGACGGCGAUGACGUCGGGCGCCGCGGUACUGCCGCUGGUGCCGUACACCAGCGCCGGCGGUAGUCCAGCGGAAGAGCCUGUCGGCAACGGCGCCGUACAGGACUCUGCCGUGGCGCAAAGCAGCGCCGCCAGCGUGCUGUCGUACGUGUUGGUGGGGGUCGGAGGUGGUGGGGAAAUGUCUUCGGCCGGCGGCAGCGUGGUCGGCAGUACAGACGGCGGUGGCGGAUCAGGAGCCGAGGCGCCCGCUGCAUCUGCGCCUUCGGUCACCUUAGCCGCACUUAACCGGCUUUGCCCCAUGGGGCAGCGCAUCCGUACUAGCACCGCUGCCACUGCUGGCCAGCCGCCGCCGCAACAGACACAGCCGCAGCAGGCGGAGGGCGGCCACUUCAGCACGGCCUCCCCGUCUUCCGCUGCAGUCGUUGCCAACGCCGUGAUGCAAACCUCGCAACCCGUGUGGUUCGUACACGACGAGACCGGAAGCACGGCAGGCGCCGUUCGCGCCCUAGCGGAGUUGCUGCAGCUUCCUGUGUACGGCAUCAACAUGCCGGAAUUCUCCUUGCCAUCCACGACAGGAGGAGUGCGUUCAUCGACUGCCCCGAUGUCGGCUGCUUUGCCAUCACCUCCGGUGGCGGCGACAGCGCCGCCGCCGCUGCUGACGCCACCCACGCUUACCCGCCUGGCGGAAGUUUACGGCGCAGCAGUUAUCGCGGCGCAGCCCCACGGACCAUACUGUCUGGCGGCGACGUCGUCGUACGGCUGCAUGUUGGCAUUCGCGGUGGCGGCAGCGCUAGAGCAGCAAGGCCAUGACGUCAUGCUCGUACUGCUCGACGGCCCGCCAUGCCCUCCUGCCGGAGGCCUGGUAGAUCCCGUGUACUGCAGUCUGUACGGAACUCUCGUACAGCACACGUUGUACGAGGGCGGCGGCGGCGCCGCCGCAUCAGGAAAGGGGGCUGAGGCCGCCACGGCGACGCCGUCAACGGCUCCGCCGCCGUUGCCUGAUUUGGCGACCUUCGUGGCCACGCUUCAGAGCCGUGGGGCGAUUCCGGAUGAUCCCACCUCGCUGCUGGUGGCAAGCGCGUCCUUCCGCCCGCCGUCGCUAACGCAAGCGGCCUGGAGCGGCGUGGUGCUUGGAGCCGUGCGUCGCGCAGGUCUCCUCCGAGCUCUGGCCUCCACCCACCGCCCCGCCGCCUCCCUUCAAGGCCCCGCCGCUGUCGUCCUGCCCGAGGACCGCCACGGCGCUGCCUUCCUGGCCGCCAGCCGGCAGUGCUGCGACGGCACCGUCACGGCGCUCACGCUGGAGUGCCGCCACGGUACGGCACUCGCGAGUGAGGAGGGCCGCCGUGCAGCGGCGGCGGCGGUGAUGGAGGCGGUGGUUGAGAUGCUGCAGAUGCUGUGA
Molecule: messenger RNA, 66735 nt
Organism: Volvox carteri f. nagariensis
Lineage: Eukaryota; Viridiplantae; Chlorophyta; Chlorophyceae; Chlamydomonadales; Volvocaceae
Exons: 75
Coding region: 1-66735 (22244 amino acids)
Biological process (GO): fatty acid biosynthetic process
Molecular function (GO): oxidoreductase activity; fatty acid synthase activity; phosphopantetheine binding
Source: RefSeq, a predicted model, not a curated record